Messenger RNA from Porites lobata, 46737 nucleotides. NCBI's taxonomy places the organism in Eukaryota, Metazoa, Cnidaria, Anthozoa, Scleractinia, Poritidae. The record is from the annotation of a GenBank genome assembly.
UGAAGUCGAGCGUAUGGUUUAUGCGGCUUAAGUUUAUACACGAGCAAUGAUCUAACCUACAAUAAUAUCAGGUUUAAAAAGCCUUUAGACAUUUUUUGAGCUUAAAUUCAAAGAAAAAGUUCCGAAGAUUAUUUAGUUAUGAUUUUGGCUGUAAACAGAAAUCUGUGAGCGAUUUUCUUUCCUCGAGUUCACCUUGACAACACCGGGAAGCCGGCUUAAAACAUAAAUAAGCUUAUGCUUACCUGACUCAUGAUUUCCAGACACUAUACUCUCAAUACUUCUCUUCGGAAAUGAAAAUUAUUGUCUCUGUACAUGUUUCACCGAGUUAUAUUUAUUUUAUUGAUUGUUAGUAGUCUCUCUCGCAAUUUUUAUCGCUGCACCGGUUGUUUCCAGUCGAACAUAAACAUCGCAUGCAGGAAUACUCAAAACGCGCGCGUAAAUAUCACUCGCUUUUAAAGAUUACACAUAACAAAACCAUACACAGUUUAAUAAAUAAAGGGAAAUAAAACCUAAACAUAACAAUUUAUCUAUCAUGUUGAAGCGUAAAUGGUAACUCUAUUAAUCGCACUGCAAAUUUGGUGCCUGUCAAAAGUGAGACCCGUCCGGCUGGCCGAAAAGUGAUUUUGGGAAUUUUUUUGUCGUUUUCAUUAAAAGCCUAUAAUUAUUCCCCUGCAUAUCACAUAGGACCAGAUUUUUCUAACUGAAAAGUCCCGGCAUUAUAGAAUUCUCUUCAUGAAAACGUUUUAUAAUUCAAUGCUAUAAUUUGAUGUGCAAAGGAAGCGCGUGCUUUGAUCGUCGUGGAUAUUGAGUGAGUGCAAUUUCUCUUGCAAAAUUGUGAAAAACUGCAGAAUUAAAGUUUUAAAUUGGGCAAAAAAGAACAAAUUCUGUCCGAGGUCUGUAAGAUAAAAAAAAGGGCCUCAUAGUACUGUUUACCCGAGACGUGAUGAGAAAAAGUGUGUUUAAAAGGCUGGUUUACACGCCACCAGAUUCGCCGCCAAGAUUUACUAGCAAACUAAACUUGUCGAGCACAAAAAAUCCGGCCUCAUUUUUUAUUUUGGCCUCUCUUUUAGACAGAGGAAUGCAACGUGUAAAUUGGCUGCCACCAAGGACUAUCGUGGCGCGUGUGUUUCUUAAAAUUAUAUGUCGGGGUUGUCCAAUUAUCCAUAGUCUCUCAAACGGAGCCAUGUUGGAGAGACUGGUGAAUACAACAGCUAAUGCAAAUACAAUACACGAAUAGGUAGGUCUAUUUGUUUUCCAGGCCUAAUCUACUGUGAUCGAACAUGAUUGCUAUUUUUGGGUGUACAAAUAAGACUAUUUAACAACUCGAUCUAAAAGCUGUUUCACUCUUGGACUGUCAAAUUAUUUUUCUCUAAAAUCACUUAGCCUUUGCCUCAAAAGUCAAAUGAAUGUGCCCUGAUCUGUGGAUUACAAGUUUAUUGUUUGAUUUAAAUUAUGAAUUUAUUAACGGGAGCUUCGCUUCUAGCCCUGGUAAAUCUAAAUAUUAUGUUUUAAAGAAACCACAUGGUUCCUAAAUAUCUUAAAAUAGGGUAGACGGCAAUUACAAAGAGUUAGUUGCAAGGUCUUAUUUUAAAAGACUAGAAAAGAAAUGGAAAUGAUAAUAGCAGAUUUAAUAUACAAAUUACAAAUAUCCUGAUGCUCUCUCAAAGUAGCGCAGAAACGAAAGGAACGUUCAAAGCGUGUACUUGAAUCUACUGAGAUUUAUUCUUGGUGGAAGUGUGGUGAUUUUCUCACACAGCAGGAAUGUUUGGAUGGAAGAUUUUCCUUUAGAUGUUUCAUAACAAAAUUUGAAGAUUGACAAAGUCUUUGAGUACGUUGUAUGGAAUCUUAAUGUCAGCUUGGCAACAUUUUUGUAGGAUUUGGUAGAGAAUUGCCAAAAUGUACUUCUACUUUGGCGUCCGUGUAUUAGACGCAAUUUUAUACCCUGUCGCAGUGGGUUUCCUAAAUAUAACAAUUCAACGUAUCAGACUUAAAACACAGCUACCGUGGACAAAUGAUCAGUCGCCAAGUUUCUUAUUGAUUUGUUUUAACUGUGUUUUUGCUGAAUUCCACAAAAGAUUACGUGCAUGAGUUGGGACUGUCUGAUUAAUACAUAUAUAUGCAUUGCCCAUUUUUGUAGCAUGUAUCGCUGUAGGGGUAACGGACCCAAAGAAGAUACCAGAUUCCAGAAUGACGGCAAGCACAGUUUACAGUUCGGGUUAUCAACCGUACUACGGAAGAGUGAAUACAACAAGGGGAACCCGAUGGUGUCCAAAGACCACUAGUGAUAGGACAGACUACCUUCAAGUUGAUAUGGGUGCAGUGCAUACUGUUUGUGAAGUGGCCACGCAAACGUUAAACACUGGCGAGUAUACCAAAACGUAUUACGUACGAGUUUCAGUGGAUGGAGUAACCUGGAACAAGACGUACCAGGAGAACAAAGCAGAAAAGGUAAACUAUAACUUAGUUUUACCUUCUCCUUCCCAUAAGCUUACGUAGAAAAAAAUAAACUAUUCCCGGCCUUUUUUUAAGCUUUCAGAGGCAAGUUAGGAGAGCAAACCAUCUGGAUUUCUUACUAGGGAGCUUCGUUAACCAAGAGACCUUUCCCGUUAUGUAACAUCAUUCUGUUGUCUAAGUUUGACAUGAAUAGUAAUCGAAAGAGAACCAAGAAACUUGACUACAAAUGUAUCAGAGGUGUUGUUUGUAUUUACAUUGUAAUGGUGUCAUUACCCCAGACAUUUAGUCAUUGUCCUGUGGCUACACCAUGAAUGACUUUUUUUUUUUUUGCAGGUUUUCCAAGCAAGUACCGUUUUCAAAAGUGUCUUGCGACAGAAAAUCAGUCCAGUGGUGAAAGCGAGAUUUGUCAGAUUUUUUCCUAUUACAUACUAUGGUUGGCCUUGUUUAACAGUUGAAAUAUAUGUCCUCACACGUAUGUUUCUUUCGUUGUGUAUAAAAACUUUUACUUCCAAUAUUUACUUUUUGAAUUAACGCUCAAAAGUGAUUUAAACUUUUGACUCAAGUACAAUAUAAAAUUUACGUAAAUUAAUACCAUUAUCAUAAUUAAUUAAAUUGUGGGUAAAGAAUGCAUAAAGAAUGUGGCAUUAAGAAGAAUUUAGGUUAAAUUAUUGUGAGGUAAUUAUCACAUUUGUGUUCUUAAAUCAUUUAGAAUCUUAAUAAAAAAGCCAGGUUCUCAUCUCCCUGAUCAUGAAUUAGCCUUUUCUAUUCUUGGUAUAUCUUUGUAACAUAUUCACUGAGCUCCUGUGCUUUGCCUUUUAUCUUUUGGAAAAAUACCGCAAGUUUUGAAGAAUUAUAAUUAGUCUUCAAAUGUCGUCCUACGCCCAUUUUCUGCCUCUUUUGGUUAUGUUCCGUUGAUCAAAUUUACAUUUUAUUUCAAAAUUCGCCACAUGUAAGGGAAUCCGGAUUCCGGAAUCCAGGAAUUUUUUGCUCGUGGAAUGCGGAAUCCAGCACUAAGAAUCCGGAAUCCUACUAAAGAUUGGAAUCCAGAAAGAUACACGAAAGAUCCACUCCAGAUUGGAUUGAGCUUCUCGCUCGAAAGAAAAACCAUCUAUGGAAAGCCUCCUCAGGGUAUAUGCCUCAACGUGACGACAUACAGUGUAAUAUCGGCAUAUCUGGUGAAAAAACCAUUGUUCACGAGUUCCAUAUGAAAGGUCAAGGUACCGGUCGCCGAGGGAACUCUUGCUUAUGAGCGGCUGGCAGGAUCACAAAAUUCGGGGGUUUUCGAGGGAAUACAGCGCAGUAUAAAUUGGAUUGUUGUGAAUAGCGUCAACCUCUGGCUAUGUUUGAUUCUCUGUUUUUCACUCGCUUCGCUGAACUUAAAAAAUCAAAAGCAAUUUGACCUGGCAUAGGACCGGAAAAGGUGUACCUAGGGUGAACCUUUUCCUGAACCUUCCUGGUCCUCCUGGUUCACAAUUGGAAAUAAACGUCCACUUUCAACAUUUUACCAAAAAAGAAAAAAAGAAAUUCACAGUCUCCCAGUCCCUAAUUUGGUCCUAGUAGUUUCGGUGAGAACAGUUUCAUGGUUUCGAUAAUCUUUAUUUUAGAAAUAAGCUAGGUACUGUCAGAACUGUACCAAUCAGAGGUCAGUAAAGUAAUCACUUGCAAGGACGUGGUGGGUGUCUUUUUCAUUCAUCCCCGGCAUUCGAGUGAAAUCUCGCCACCACAUGGAUGAGACGAGUUUUAAGUUUGUUGUCUGUUGGAUUUUUCUUUUCUCCUUUAUUUUUUAUUAUUUUUUUUAAUGCGUUAUGGGAAAGCCCAUUUAAGCAAAAACAAAAGGCUGAGAGAGAAAGGUACCUGUAACACUGUGUUGUGAAAUUUUAUACCAAUUUUUAGCUGACUGAUAGAUCUAAACGUACCAAAGGCAAAGCUGCGUGAUUUUUCGUUUGUGUCUAUCUGUGGACUGUAACGUGGCGGUAAGCAAGUCAUAAACAUGAACGAAAGAUUUAUUUUUUUUCUCAAUCAUAAUUGAAUGUGAUAUGAAGUUUACGUCCAGCUGUACGUCGUCCGUGGAGAAAAUAUCAUAUAAAUGAGCUCUAUAUGGUUGUAAAACGCUUAAAAUGAGCCAACGUGUCAGAAACGUUCAAGUCUCUCUUGAUCUCUCAGUCAUCUCAGAUUCGGUCGGGGAACAGACGGAUUUUUCAUGUUUUCUUUCUACAGUUGUGCUCUUGAAUAGGCCUCGUUCACAUUGAGGUCGCUCUUGGAAAUUAGACCGAUCUGAGAUCGGUUUAGCCCGUAACUCUUUUUUGUUUGAAAUGGAUCCUAGAGACCCUAGAUCAUUUCAGAGACCCAGAUCUCUUAUUGACGAAGCCGAAGGCGAGAUCUGGUCAAAUCCGAUUAUUGCCUGUCAGGAAUGUGACAGGCGAUGAAAGAGUGCAUGUUCGAAAUAAAUCCUCAAUUUUCGACGUUUUAAACAACGAAUUUGAUAGAGCCGUGAAGUUUUUUUCUAACAAAACGUGGUUAUACGCACAUCUUAAGUAUGAACCAACUAAACUUUUGUUGUUUUGGUUCUUUUUAACAUCAAAUUCAACGCAACAUUAGUUUGAAUUUCAUUAUCAUUGCCCGCGCUAAAACCUCAAAGCACUACGCGUCAACUUCUACGCGAGAAUUUUUUACCCUCUUCAAAAAUCUUUAUUGACACGGGGACAGAGUUUUAAAAAGUCUUAAAAGAUAAGAUAAAAAUGGUUUUCCAAGUUUUAUUGAGACGCAAAACUACUCUUUAGUGAACAGAACCAAAGACUUUGCAAAGAAUGAAUUGCACACGCCACAGCGCAUUUUUAUUUGACCAGUUACUAAUAAAACGAGAAACCAGGCAAAAUGAGCCAAAAGGACCUAAACGUUCCACAACGAUCAAAACUAAUAGACAAAAGAUCCACAACGACCCAAAACAAACCAAAAAAAGUUUCAAACUACUAGGAACGUCGGUUAAAAUUGAUUAAAUAAUAAAUAUUUCACUGCUUUUUCAUACCCGGAACGAAGGAUGAUCUGUAUGGUCUUUCAAUAUAGCAAGAUUCGAACACAAAAAGGAAGUGCGAAGAAAAGCGUUAAAACCGGUAAAAAAAUGGAAUCCAUCUCUUUUUGGAAUCCGGAAUCCACUGUGCUGGAAUCCGGAAUCCAGUACCCGUAAUCCGGAAUCCACAGCAUGGAAUCCAGAAUCCAAGACUGUCCUGGAUUCCCUUACAUGGGGCGACAAAAUAGGUUAUAAUCAUGAUAUUUUAUUAAUAUUAUUAUUUUUUAAGGUUACCUAAAAAGUGUCUUAUCUUUUUUUUUUGUUAUUAUUAUUUUUUCUACCGAUAUCUCGCUCAAUACUGUUCAAUACUAUGCCUUUCUUUUUAAAGCGUGUGAUAGCAACCCAUGUCUCAAUGGAGGAACCUGCCAUGAAGAGGAAAGUGGACAACGGUACACUUGUAAAUGUAGUAGUGGCUGGAAGGGACAAAGAUGCGAAGAAGAGUCGGUUGCAGGUGUUCAGUUUAUUUUGAAACGUUUGUCAAUGUACAUGUAUGACGUGUAUGAAACAGAUUCCUAAAACCUCCAGCAAUUAAUCUCUACAGACAUCACUCUAAAUUAGUUUUUUUUUUUUUUUUCAAACUCUCAUGCGUGAGUGAUGAGUUCCUUUUAUUUUCGGAGAAGACGUUAGAUGGUCUUUUUUAAACAGCAUUACAAGUCGUAAUCAGGGUUACAUAAUCUGAUAAAUGGGUGCAAAAUUUAAUUUAGUUAAUAUGUUUUAAAGAAACCACUUGGUUCCUAAACAUCUUAAAAUAGGGUAGAUUGCAACUACAAAGAGUUAGUUGCAAGGUAUUAGUUUAAAAGACUAGAAAAGAAAUGGAAAUGAUGAUAGCAGAUUUAAUCUGCAAAUUCCAAAUAUCCUGAUGCUCUCUCAAAGUAGCGCAAAAACGAAAGGACCGUUCAAAGCGUGUACUUGAAUCUACUGAGAUUUAUUCUUGGUGGAAGUGUUGUGAUUUUCUCACACAGCAGGAAUGUUUGGAUGCAAGAUUUUCCUUUACAUGUUUCAUAACAAAAUUUGAAGAUUGACAAAGUCUUUAAGUACGUUGUAUGGAAUCUUAAUGUCAGCUUGGCAACAUUUUUGUAGGAUUUGGUAGAGAAUUGCCAAAAUGUACUUCUACUUUGGCGUCCGUGUAUUAGACGCAAUUUUAUACCCUGUCGCAGUGGGUUUUCUAAAAAUAACAAUUCAACGUAUCAGACUUAAAACACAGCUAUCGUGGACAAAUGAUCAGUCGCCAAGUUUCUUAUUGAUUUGUUUUAACUGUGUUUUUGCUGAAUUCCACAAAAGACUACGUGCAUGAGUUGGGACUGUCUGAAUAAUACAUUAUAUGCAUUGCCCAUUUUUGUAGCAUGUAUCGCUGUAGGGGUAACGGACCCAAAGAAGAUACCAGAUUCUAGAAUGACGGCAAGCACAGUUUACAGUUCGGGUUAUCAACCGUACUACGGAAGAGUGAAUACAACAAGGGGAACCCGAUGGUGUCCAAAGACCACUAGUGAUAGGACAGACUAUCUUCAAGUUGAUAUAGGUGCAGAGCAUACUGUUUGUGAAGUGGCCACGCAAACGUUAAACACUGGCGAGUAUACCAAAACGUAUUACGUACGAGUUUCAGUGGAUGGAGUAACCUGGAACAAGACGUACCAGGAGAACAAAGCAGAAAAGGUAAACUAUAACUUAGUUUUACCUUCUCCUUCCCAUAAGCUUACGUAGAAAAAAAUAAACUAUUCCCGGCAUUUUUUAACCUUUCAGUGGCAAGUUAGGAGAGCAAACCAUCUGGAUUUCUCACUAGGGAGCUUCGUUAACCAACAGACCUUUUCCGUUAUGUAACAUCAUUCUGUUGUCUAAGUUUGAGGCAAAACAUGAAUAGUAAUCGAAAGAGAACCGAGAAACUUGACUACAAAUGUAUCAGAGGUGUUGUUUGUAUUUACAUUGUAAUGGUGUCAUUACCCCAGACAUUUAGUCAUUGUCCUGUGGCUACACCAUGAAUGACUUUUUUUCCACUUGCAGGUUUUCCAAGCAAGUACCGUUUUCAAAAGUGUCUUGCGACAGAAAAUCAGUCCAGUGGUGAAAGCGAGAUUUGUCAGAUUUUUUCCUAUUACAUACUAUGGUUGGCCUUGUUUAACAGUUGAAAUAUAUGUCCUCACACGUAUGUUUCUUUCGUUGUAAAUAAAAACUUUUACUUCCAAUAUUUACUUUUUGAAUUAACGCUCAAAAGUGAUUUAACCUUUUGACUCAAGUACAAUAUAAAAUUUACGUAAAUUAAUACCAUGAUCAUAAGUAAUGAAAUUGUGCGUAAAGAAUGCAUGAAGAAUGUGGUAUUAACAAGAAUUUAGGUGAAAUUGUUGUGAGGUAAUUAUCACAUUUGUGUUCUUAAAUCAUAUAGAAUCUUAAUAAAAAAGCCAGGUUCUCAUCUCCCUGAUCAUGAAUUAACCUUUUCUAAUCUUGGUAUAUCUUUGUAACACAUUCAUUGAGCUGCUGUGCCUUGCCUUUUAUCGUUUGGAAUAAUACCGCAAGUAUUAAAGAAUUAUAGUCUUCAAAUGUCGCCCUACGCCCAUUUUCUGCCUCUUUUGGUUAUAUUCCGUUGAUUGAAUUUACAUUUUAUUUCAAAAUGUAAGUAAAAUAAGUUAUAAACAUGAUAUUUUAUUAAUAUCAUUAUUUUUUAGGGUUACCUAAUAAUUGUCUUAUUUUUUUUGUUAUUAUUUUUUGUACCGAUAUCUCGCUCAAUACUGUUCAAUACUAUGCCUUUCUUUUUAAAGCGUGUGAUAGCAACCCAUGUCUCAAUGGAGGAACCUGCCAUGAAGAGGAAAGUGAACAACGGUACACUUGUGAAUGUAGUAGUGGCUGGAAGGGUGAAAGAUGCGAAGAAGAGUCGGUUACAGGUGUUUAGUUUAUUUUGAAACGUUUGUCAAUGUACAUGUAUGACGUGUAUGAAACAGAUUCCUAAAACGUCCAGCAAUUAAUCUCCACAGACAUCACUACAAAAUAGUUUUUUUUUUUCAAACUCUCAUGCGUGAGUGAUGAGUUCCUUUUAUUUUCGGAGAAGACGUUAGAUGGUCUUUUUUAAACCGCAUUACAAGUCGUAAUCAGGGUUACAUAUCUGAUAAAUGGGCACAAAAUUUAAUUUAGUUAAAUUAUGUUUUAAAGAAACCACUUGGUUCCUAAAUAUCUUAAAAUAGGGUAGAGGGCAAUGACAAAAGGUUUGUUGCAAGGUAUUAUUUUAAAAGACUAGAAAAGAAAUGGAAAUGAUGAUAGCAGAUUUAAUCCGCAAAUCCCAAAUAUCCUGAUGCUCUCUCAAAGUAGCGCAAAAACGAAAGGAACGUUCAAAGCGUGUACUUGAAUCUACUGAGAUUUAUUAUUGGUGGAAGUGUUGUGAUUUUCUCGCACAGCAGGAAUGUUUGGAUGCAAGAUUUUCCUUUACUUGUACGUUGUAUGGAAUCUUAAUGUCAGCUUGGCAACAUUUUUGUAGGAUUUGGUAGAGAAUUGCCAAAAUGUAGUUCCACUUUGGCGUCCGUGUAUUAGACGCAAUUUUAUUCCCUGUCGCAGUGGGUUUCCUAAAAAUAACAAUUCAACGUAUCAGACUUAAAACACAGCUACCGUGGACAAAUGAUCAGUCGCCAAGUUUCUUAUUGAUGUGCUUUAAAUGUGUUUUUUGCUGAAUUCCACAAAAGACUACGUGCAUGAGUUGGGACUGUCUGAUUAAUACAUAUAUAUGCAUUGCCCAUUUUUGUAGCAUGUAUCGCUGUAGGGGUAACGGACCCAAAGAAGAUACCAGAUUCCAGAAUGACGGCAAGCACAGUUUACAGUUCGGGUUAUCAACCGUACUACGGAAGAGUGAAUACAACAAGGGGAACCCGAUGGUGUCCAAAGACCACUAGUGAUAGGACAGACUAUCUUCAAGUUGAUAUGGGUGCAGUGCAUACUGUUUGUGAAGUGGCCACGCAAACGUUAAACACUGGCGAGUAUACCAAAACGUAUUACGUACGAGUUUCAGUGGAUGGAGUAACCUGGAACAAGACGUACCAGGAGAACAAAGCAGAAAAGGUAAACUAUAACUUAGUUUUACCUUCUCCUUCCCAUAAGCUUACGUAGAAAAAAAAUUAAUCUUUUCCGGCAUUUUUUGCCCUUUCAGAGGCAAGUUAGGAGAGCAAACCAUCUGGAUUUCUUACCAGGGAGCUUCGUUAACCAACAGACCUUUCCCGUUAUGUAACAUCAUUCGGUUGUCUAAGUUUGAGGCAAAACAUGAAUAGUAAUCGAAAGAGAACCGAGAAACUUGACUACCAUGGUAUCAGAGGUGUUGUUUGUAUUUACAUUGUAAUGGUGUCAUUACCCCAGACAUUUAGUCAUUUUCCUGUGGCUACACCAUGAAUGACUUUUUUUCCACUUGCAGGUUUUCCAAGCAAGUACCGUUUUCAAAAGCGUCUUGCGACAGAAAAUCAGUCCAGUGGUGAAAGCGAGAUUUGUCAGAUUUUUUCCUAUUACAUACUAUGGUUGGCCUUGUUUAACAGUUGAAAUAUAUGUCCUCACACGUAUGUUUCUUUCGUUGUAAAUAAAAACUUUUACUUCCAAUAUUUACUUUUUGAAUUAACGCUCAAAAGUGAUUUAACCUUUUGACUCAAGUACAAUAUAAAAUUUACGUAAAUUAAUACCAUGAUCAUAAUUAAUGAAAUUGUGCGUAAAGAAUGCAUGAAGAAUGUGGUAUUAACAAGAAUUUAGGUUAAAUUGUUGUGAGGUAAUUAUCACAUUUGUGUUCUUAAAUCAUAUAGAAUCUUAAUAAAAAAGCCAGGUUCUCAUCUCCCUGAUCAUGAAUUAGCCUUUUCUAAUCUUGGUAUAUCUUUGUAACACAUUCACUGAGCUGCUGUGCUUUGCCUUUUAUCGUUUGGAAUAAUACCGCAAGUAUUAAAGAAUUAUAGUCUUCAAAUGUCGCCCUACGCCCAUUUUCUGCCUCUUUUGGUUAUAUUCCGUUGAUCGAAUUUACAUUUUAUUUCAAAAUGUAAGUAAAAUAAGAUAUAAACAUGAUAUUUUAUUAAUAUCAUUAUUUUUUAGGGUUACCUUAUAAUUGUCUUAUUUUUUUUGUUAUUAUUUUUUGUACCGAUAUCUCGCUCAAUACUGUUCAAUACUAUGCCUUUCUUUUUAAAGCGUGUGAUAGCAACCCAUGUCUCAAUGGUGGAACCUGCCAUGAAGAGGAAAGUGGACAACGGUACACUUGUGAAUGUAGUAGUGGCUGGAAGGGUCAAAGAUGCGAAGAAGAGUCGGUUGCAGGUGUUUAGUUUAUUUUGAAACGUUUGUCAAUGUACAUGUAUGACGUGUAUGAAACAGAUUCCUAAAACGUCCAGCAAUUAAUCUCCACAGACAUCACUACAAAAUAGUUUUUUUUUUUCAAACUCUCAUGCGUGAGUGAUGAGUUCCUUUUAUUUUCGGAGAAGACGUUAGAUGGUCUUUUUUAAACCGCAUUACAAGUCGUAAUCAGGGUUACAUAUCUGAUAAAUGGGCACAAAAUUUAAUUUAGUUAAAUUAUGUUUUAAAGAAACCACUUGGUUCCUAAAUAUCUUAAAAUAGGGUAGAGGGCAAUGACAAAAGGUUUGUUGCAAGGUAUUAUUUUAAAAGACUAGAAAAGAAAUGGAAAUGAUGAUAGCAGAUUUAAUCCGCAAAUCCCAAAUAUCCUGAUGCUCUCUCAAAGUAGCGCAAAAACGAAAGGAACGUUCAAAGCGUGUACUUGAAUCUACUGAGAUUUAUUAUUGGUGGAAGUGUUGUGAUUUUCUCACACAGCAGGAAUGUUUGGAUGCAAGAUUUUCCUUUACUUGUACGUUGUAUGGAAUCUUAAUGUCAGCUUGGCAACAUUUUUGUAGGAUUUGGUAGAGAAUUGCCAAAAUGUACUUCUACUUUGGCGUCCGUGUAUUAGACGCAAUUUUAUACCCUGUCGCAGUGGGUUUUUUAAAAAUAACAAUUCAACGUAUCAGACUUAAAACACAGCUACCGUGGACAAAUGAUCAGUCGCCAAGUUUCUUAUUGAUUUGUAUUAACUGUGUUUUUGCUGAAUUCCACAAAAGACUAGGUGCAUGAGUUGGGACUGUCUGAUUAAUACAUAUACAUGCAUUGCCCAUUUUUGUAGCAUGUAUCGCUGUAGGGGUAACGGACCCAAAGAAGAUACCAGAUUCCAGAAUGACGGCAAGCACAGUUUACAGUUCGGGUUAUCAACCGUACUACGGAAGAGUGAAUACAACAAGGGGAACCCGAUGGUGUCCAAAGACCACUAGUGAUAGGACAGACUAUCUUCAAGUUGAUAUGGGUGCAGUUCAUACUGUUUGUGAAGUGGCCACGCAAACGUUAAACACUGGCGAGUAUACCAAAACGUAUUACGUACGAGUUUCAGUGGAUGGAGUAACCUGGAACAAGACGUACCGGGAGAACAAAGCAGAAAAGGUAAACUAUAACUUAGUUUUACCUUCUCCUUCCCAUAAGCUUACGUAGAAAAAAAUAAACUAUUCCCGGCCUUUUUUAACCUUGCAGAGGCAAGUUAGGAGAGCAAACCAUCUGGAUUUCUUACUAGGGAGCUUCGUUAACCAAGAGAUAUUUCCCGUUAUGUAACAUCAUUCUGUUGUCUAAGUUUGAGGCAAAACAUGAAUGGUAAUCGAAAGAGAACCAAGAUUAAACUUGACUACUAUGGUAUCAGAGGUGUUGUUUGUAUUUAGAUUGUAAUGGUGUUAUUACCCUAGGCAUUUAGUCAUUGUUUGUGGUAUGCCACAAGUGUCAUCUAAUUCACAGAAAAUUGCCCAUACAAGUUAAGUUAUUUAUUUAAAAAAAUCCGACGUUAACCCAGGAAACUUCUAAUGUAUACUAUUUCAAAGUAAAGAGUAUAAAGCGCGUUACUUUAAUUUUCCUAAUUUGUCCUUUUCAUAUAAUAAUAAUAAUAUUGCAAUUGAGCGAAUAGCCACUUAUAAAGUGACUUGCGCUAGUAGUUUACAUUUUGUAGUUUGAAUGCAUAGAAAGUCGUUCCUAUGGCGUUAGAAGUGCGCAGAUAAGGUCUGUAAUAAAACAUUCUUAAUGCAGAUUUCGCAUUUUCGUCCUGGUUUAUUCCAUAUCUUCUUCUCAUGCAUUAUCCUGUGUUGAGCCUUAAAGUUUCAUUUCCCGCUUCGUUUUUUUUCCGCGACCUCGAGUCAACUUGAAUUGGUAAUAAAGUUUUAUUUCACGCUUUGUUUUUUCCGCGACCUUGAGUCAACUUAAAUUGGUAAAUAAUAAACUUUUGGCAAAAGACUGAGUAGGUUUCGAAAGUCUUUUUGUAGCUACACUAUGAAUGACUUUUUUUUUCACUUGCAGGUUUUCCAAGCAAGUAUCGUUUUGAACAGUGUCUUGCGACAGAAAAUCAGUCCAGUGGUGAAAGCGAGAUUUGUCAGAUUUUUUCCUAUUACAUAUCAUGGUUGGCCUUGUUUAACAGUUGAAAUAUAUGUCCUCACACGUAUGUUUCUUUCGUUGUAAAUAAAAACUUUUACUUCCGAUAUUUACUUUUUGAAUUAACGCUCAAAAGUGAUUUAAACUUUUAACUCAAGAACAAUAUAAAACUUACGUAAAUUAAUACAAUGAUUUGAUUUUACAAUGAAGGAUUUAGGUUAAGUUGUUGUGAGGUAAUUAUCACAUUUGUGCUCUUAAAUCAUAAAGAAUCUUUAGGACUUUUAACAAAACAAAAAGCCAGGUUCUCAUCUCCCUGAUCAUGAAUUAGUCUUUUCUAACCUUGGUACAUCUUUGUAACACAUUGACGGAGCUGCUGUGCUUUGCCUUUUAGCGGAGCUCUGGCGCGCGCUUCGCGCGCGCGCAGGGGAGCACCGUGGGCAAGAAAAUUUGGUAAACUAUCUUUCCCAGAAAAUUUGGUUAUGACGUAGCGUACGCCCACCCGUACACACAGUUCAUGUAAGCCGAUGUCAAAUGUCACAAUAGAUCUUGCACAACUUGACUAGCCUCUUAGUUAUGUAAGCCAUCCAUAUGAGGACGAUUAGAUUGACAGCUGUCAAAAUGAGACAUCCGCUGACAAUUAUCACAUGACCAUCUCGCGGGAUCAGAUGAAAGGCCAGUCGUUUUGCCCCUACAUGUAAGCUGAUAUAAUAUGUCACACUUACCAAUUCAACAUAAAAACGAAACUACGCCGGGCAAGGCUGUCAGUUGGAUGACAGUAGUUUAAAGUUAUAUUGGCAAGCCAAAUUAAGGUCAAUUAACAGCUGUCAAAAUGGGACAUGUGCAGACCACUAUCAGAAAACUAAUGACGUGGGCUCAGGUUCGCCCAGGUACACGAUCUGGCAUUUUCCACUACAUGCCGGACGGAUAUGUCUUACUCACACUCGUAGUCUGUUAAUUCGAAUAUUCGCCAUUCUAAUGAAGUUUAAUUGACAGCUGUCAAACUAGAGUAUACGCUGACCAUCAUCACCUGAGUGUAUUGCGGGCUCAUUUUUCUAUCCAUUAAGGUCAGGUACUGUUUAAAGUUUUGCGCUGAUAUUUUAUUUGAUCACGGGCUCAAUUCGAAGCCCCAUAGCUUAGAAAAUCUAUCCAUCUUAGAGAAUUCGGCAAUCACGUGACCGUACAAUGACCACCCGACUUUCCGUCCGUGCGCAUCACAUGCAUACCAAUGUUUAAUCUCACACUUUCUAGCUAGUUUGGGAGCCUGCAACCUAAUAUUGUACAUCCAUGUUUUGAUUAAUUGACAGCUGUCAGAAUAGUGUUUCUGCUGACCAGUAUCGCCUGACCGUAUCGCAGGCUCAGGUAUCGACCCACUGAGUUCGAGUGUUUUUUUUUGAAGGUAUCCGCUGACAAGUUGAUACUUUUCAAAAAGAUCGCAGGCUCAAGUUCAAUUUUUUUAAAAUGCAUAUGAAAUAAGUCGUGUUCAUGAGCAGCACUUUUAAAAUGUUGAUUUCGAAGUGACUUCGGACGCGAAAACUCAACCGGCUUUUACAUUACAUGCAGGGAAGGCAAUCGCUUUUGACUUUUCUCACUGUCACGCGUUGAUCACGCUCUACGUCCAAUUCUUAUGUUCUGAUUGGUCAAAAUUUGACAGGUGAGUUCACGCGGAAAAUUUAUGCAGCGUCUGGAAACUUGCUUACUGAUAGCUGGAGCUGACAGAGUUUUGUCCGGGAGUUUUGUCUUUUAGGGUUACCUAAUAAUUUUCUCAUUUUUUUGUUAUUAUUUUUUGUACCGAUAUCUCGCUCAAUACUGUUCAAUACUAUGCCUUUCUUUUUAAAGCUUGUGAUAGCAACCCAUGUCUCAAUGGAGGAACCUGCCAUGAAGAGGAAAGUGGACAAGGGUACACUUGUGAAUGUAGUAGUGGCUGGAAGGGACAAAGAUGCGAAGAAGAGUCGGUCGCAGGUGUUCACUUUAUUUUGAAACGUUUGUGAAUGUACAUGUAUGACGUGUAAGAAACAGAUUCCUAAAACCUCCAGCAAUUAAUCUCCACAUGCAUCACUCUAAAUUAGUCUUUUUUUCAAACUAUCAUGCGUGAGUGAUGAGUUGCUUUUAUUUUCGGAGAAGACGUUAAAUGUUUUUUUUUUUUAAACCGCCUUACAAGUCCUCGUAGCGUACCCGCGCACCCGUACACACUCUUCAUGUAAGUAGAUGUGAAAUGUCACAAUAGAUCUUUCACAACUUGACUAGCCUCUUAGUUAUGUAAGCUAUCCGUAUGAGUACGAUUAGAUUGACAGCUUUUAAAAUCAGACAUCCGCUGACAAUUAUCACAUGACCAUCUCGCGGGCUCGGAUGAAGGACCAGUCGUUCUUCCCCUACUUAUAAGCUAAUAUAAUAUGUCACACUUUCCAAUUCAACAUAUAAACGAAACUACGCCGGGCAAGGGUAUCAGUUGGCUGACAGUCGUUUAAAGUUAAGGUCUAUUGACAGCUGUUAAAAUGGGACAUGUGCAGACCACUAUCAGAAAACUAAUAACGUGGGCUCAGGCUCGCUCAGGUACACGAUCUGGCAUUUUCCACUACAUGCCGGACGGAUAUGUCUUACUCACGCUCGUAGUCUGAUAAUUCGCAUAUUCGCCAUUCUAAUGAAGGUUGAUUGACAGCUGUCAAACUAGAGUAUACGCUGAUCAUCAUCACCAGAGUGUAUCUCGGGCUCAUUUGUCUAUCCAUUGAGGUCACGUAGUGUUUAAAGUUUUGCGCUGAUAUUUUAUUUGAUGACGGGCUCAAUUCGAAGCCCCAUAGCUUAGAAAAUCUAUCCAUCUUAGAAAAUUCGGCAUUCACGUGACCGUACACCGACCAACCGACCUUCCGUCCGUCCGCACCACAGGCGUACCAAUUUUUAAUCUCACACUUUCUAGCUAGUUUGGGAACCUGCAACCUGAUAUUGUACAUCCUUGUUUUGAUUGAUUGACAGCUGUGAAAAUAGUGUUUUUGCUGACCAGAAUCGCCUGCCCCGUGGGCUCAGGUAUCGACCCACUGAGUUGGAGUGUUUUUUUGAAGGUAUCCGCUGACAAGUUGCUACUUUUCAAUUAUCGCAGGCUUAAGUUCAAUUUUUUUAAAAUGCAUAUGAAAGAAGUCGUGUUCAUGAGCCCCACUUUCGAACUGACCUCGGACGCGAAAAUCCAACCGGCUUUUACAUUUACAUGCAGGGAAGGCAAUCGCUUUUGACUUUUCUCACUGUCACGCGUUGAUCACGCUCUACGUCCAAUGUUUAUGUUCUGAUUGGUCAAAAUUUGACAGGUGAGUUCAUGCGGAAAAUUUAUGCAGCGUCUGGAAACUUGCUUACUGAUAGCUGGAGCUGACAGAGUUUUGUGUCAUCUUGUGAAGUUUUAAACUGUCUUUUUCUACUUGGUGUACAAAAUGAAAUACAGCUGCUAUCAAGAUUGUUCUGUAAUUCAUGGCUGGUUUGUUUAUUGCGCUUUUUGUUGACAAAUGCACCGCUUGUCAAAGUCAUUGGAAAUCCGAUUUCGGAUGGCAUCGUUUUCAAAAAUGAGCUUACUCACUUGCCCUUGCUUGAGGCGUAAGAGGGUUGAAAAGUCUCAAGCGAUUCUGGAACACUUGAUGACCUUCAGAAUCAGCAUCUCGACUGGUAAGCCUGAGCAAUUAUUGUCUUUGAAGUGUUUUUUUUUUUUUUUUUUUUUCGUUUCCUGAAGUCGAGCGUAUGUUUUAUGCGGCUUGAGUUUAUACACGAGCAAUGAUCUAACCUACAAUAGUAUCAGGUUUAAAAAGGCUUUAGACAUUUUUUGACCGCAAAUUCAAAGAAAAGAUUCCGGAGAUUAUUUAGUUAUGAUUUUGGCCGUAAACAGAAAGCUCUGAGCGAUUUUCUUGCCUGGAGUUCAUCUUGAAAAAGAGCAAACACCGGGAGCCGGUUUAAAAAAUAAAUAAGCUUAUGCGUACCUGACUCAUGAUUUUCAGAGACACUUUACUCUCAAUACUUCUCUUCGUGAAUGAAAAUUAUUGUCUCUGUACAUGUUUCACCGAAUUAUGUUUAUGUUAUUGAUUGUUAGUAGUCUCUCUCGCAAUUUUUAUCGCUGCACCGGUUGUUUCCAGUCGAACAUAAACAUCGCAUGCAGGAAUACUCAAAACGCCGCCCGUAAAUAUCACUCGCUUUUAAAGAUUACAAAUAACAAAACCAUGCACAGUUUACUAAAUAAAGGGAAAUAAAACCUAAACAUAACAAUUUCUCUAUCACGUUGAAGCGUAAAUGGUAACUGUAUUAGUCGCACUGCAAAUUUGGUGCCUGUCAAAAGUGAGAAACCCGUCCGGCUGGCCGAAAAGUGAUUUGGGGAAUUUUUUUUUAUCGUUUUCAUUUAAAGCCCGUAAUUAUUACCCUGCAUAUCACAUAGGACCAGAUUUUUCUAACUGAAAAGUCCCGGCAUUAUCUGAGAAUAGGCCAUUUGCACUAAGAGGCAUAUGACAUCGUUUUUAUGAAAAUGAAAGUUAUAUGAUUUUGCCUUCGAAAAACGAUUAGUGGGUCAUAUCUUAAACAAAAUAAUGAUGAUUUGGUUUUUCAAACCCGAACCAUUUUCUUAAAAUGAAUAAGUUCGUAAAUGGUCACGUGACCAACAUGUGAUUUUUAAAAUUAUGAAUUACCUCUUUCUGAACACAAAUUUUGCACUUAAACUUCAAGGAAAAUGUUAAAAAGAUGAUGUGAUAGCGUCUACAGCACAUCUGAGCGUAAAUAUGAAACGUUGAACAAGAUAUGAGCAAGAAGUAGUUUUGUCCGCCAUGUUGGAGGGCAUAAGCAUGCCCUCCAACAUGGCGGCCAAUACAAAUCAUACUGCUUUGCUGAAAAAUCAAAGUGCCAUAAAACAUCUCCCUUAAAUGCGUUUCCUCUCAAAUUUCGGGUUUAAGAUAAUUUUUGUGUGCUCUAACAAUUUUUGGCAUCAGCAAGAUUCCAACUCAUUGUUUAAAGGAAGCAUUGGUCACGUGACCUCUUAGUGCAAGUGGCCUAUUCUCUUCAUGACAACGUUUUAUAAUUCAAUGCUAUAAUUUGUUGUGCAAAGGAAGCGCGUGCUUUGAUCGUCGUGGAUAUUGAAUGAGUGCAAAUUCUCUUGCAAAAUUGUGAAAAACUGCCGAAUUAUGGGUUUAAAUAGGGCAAAAAAGAAAAAAUUAUGUCCGAGGUCUGUAUGAUAAAAAAGGGCCUCGGAGUACUGUUUACCUGAGACGUGAUGAGAAAAAGUAUGUUUAUAAGGCUGGUUUACACGCCACCAGAUUCGUCGCCAAGAUUUACUAGUAAACUAAACUUGUCGAACACAAAAAAUGCGGCCUAAUUUUUUAUUUUGGCCUCUCUUUUUACAGAGGAAUGCAACGUGUAAAUUGGCUGCCACCAAGGACUAUCGUGGCGCGUGUGUUUCUUAAAAUUAUAUUUCGGGGUUGUCCAAUUAUCCAUAGCCUCUCUAACGGAGCAAUGUUGGAGAGACUGGUGAAUGCGAGAUUAUGAUGCAACAGCUAAUGCAAAUACAAUACAUAAAUAGGUCUAUUUGUUUUCCAGGCCUAAUCUACUGUGAUCGAACAUGAUUGCUAUCUUGGGUGUACAAAUAAGACUAUUUAAUAACUCGAUGUAAAAUUUGUUUCACUCUUGGACUGUCAAAUUAUUUUUCUCUAAAAUCACUUAGCCUUUGCGUCAAAAGUCAAAUGAAUGUGCCCUGAUCUGUGGAUUGCAAGUUUAUUGUUUGAUUUAAAUUAUGAAUUUAUAAACGAGAGCUUCGCUUUUAGCCCUGGCUAAAUCUAUAUACUAUCGGUUGGAAAAAUACCACAAGCAUUGUCAAGAAUUAUAUUUAGUUUUCAAAUGCCGCCCUACGCCCAUUUUCUGCCUCUUUUGGUUAUAUUCUGUUGAUCGCUUUUACAUUUUAUUUUAAAACGUAAGCAAAAUAAGUUAUAAACAUGAUAUUUUAUUAAUAUUAUUAUUUUUUUAGGGUUACCUAAUAAUUGUCCUAUUUUUUUUGUUAUUAAUUUUUUUUUUCACCGAUAUCUCGCUCAAUACUGUUCAAUACUAUGACUUUCUUUUUAAAGCGUGUGAUAGCAACCCAUGUCUCAAUGGAGGAACCUGCCUUGAAGAGGAAAGUGGACAAGGGUACACUUGUGAAUGUAGUAGUGGCUGGAAGGGACAAAGAUGCGAAGAAGAGUCGGUUGCAGGUGUUUAGUUUAUUUUGAAACGUUUGUGAAUGUACAUGUAUGACUUGUAAGAAACAGAUUUCUAAAACCUCCAGCAAUUAAUCUCUACAGACAUCACUCUAAAUUAGUUUUUUUUUUUCAAACUAUCAUGCGUGAGUGAUGAGUUCCUUUUAUUUUCGGAGGAGACGUUAGAUGUUUUUUUUUAAAACCGCCUAACAAGUCCUAACCAGGGCUACGUAAUCUGAUAAAUGGGCACAAAAUUUAAUUUAGUUAAUAUGUUUUAAAGAAACCACUUGGUUCCUAAAUAUCUUAAAAUAGGGUAGAGGGCAAUUACAAAGAGUUAGUUGCAAGGUCUUCUUUUAAUAGACUAGAAAAGAAAUGGAAAUGAUGAUAGCAGAUAAAUAUGCAAAUUACAAAUAUCCUGAUGCUCUCUCAAAGCAGCGCAAAAACGAAAGGAACGUUCAAAGCGUGUACUUGAAUCUACUGAGAUUUGUUCUUGGUGGAAGUGUUGUGAUUUUCACACACAGCAGGAAUGUUUGAAUGCAAGAUUUUCCUCUAGAUGUUUCAUAACAAAAUUUGAAGAUUGAUAAUGUUUUUAAGUACGUUGUAUGGAAUCUUAAUGUCAGCUUGGCAACAUUUUUGUAGGAUUUGGUAGAGAAUUGCCAAAAUGUAGUUCCACUUUGGCGUCCGUGUAUUAGACGCAAUUUUAUACCCUGUCGCAGUGGGUUUCCUAAAUAUAACAAUUCAACGUAUCAGACUUAAAACACAGCUACCGUGGACAAAUGAUCAGUCGCCAAGUUUCUUAUUGAUUUGUUUUAACUGUGUUUUUGCUGAAUUCCACAAAAGAUUACGUGCAUGAGUUGGGACUGUCUGAUUAAUGCAUAUAUAUGCAUUGCCCAUUUUUGUAGCAUGUAUCGCUGUAGGGGUAACGGACCCAAAGAAGAUACCAGAUUCCAGAAUGACGGCAAGCACAGUUUACAGUUCGGGUUAUCAACCGUACUACGGAAGAGUGAAUACAACAAGGGGAACCCGAUGGUGUCCAAAGACCACUAGUGAUAGGACAGACUACCUUCAAGUUGAUAUGGGUGCAGUGCAUACUGUUUGUGAAGUGGCCACGCAAACGUUAAACACUGGCGAGUAUACCAAAACGUAUUACGUACGAGUUUCAGUGGAUGGAGUAACCUGGAACAAGACGUACCAGGAGAACAAAGCAGAAAAGGUAAACUAUAACUUAGUUUUACCUUCUCCUUCCCAUAAGCUUACGUAGAAAAAAAUAAACUAUUCCCGGCCUUUUUUUAAGCUUUCAGAGGCAAGUUAGGAGAGCAAACCAUCUGGAUUUCUUACUAGGGAGCUUCGUUAACCAAGAGACCUUUCCCGUUAUGUAACAUCAUUCUGUUGUCUAAGUUUGACAUGAAUAGUAAUCGAAAGAGAACCAAGAAACUUGACUACAAAUGUAUCAGAGGUGUUGUUUGUAUUUACAUUGUAAUGGUGUCAUUACCCCAGACAUUUAGUCAUUGUCCUGUGGCUACACCAUGAAUGACUUUUUUUUCACUUGCAGGUUUUCCAAGCAAGUACCGUUUUCAAAAGUGUCUUGCGACAGAAAAUCAGUCCAGUGGUGAAAGCGAGAUUUGUCAGAUUUUUUCCUAUUACAUACUAUGGUUGGCCUUGUUUAACAGUUGAAAUAUAUGUCCUCACACGUAUGUUUCUUUCGUUGUGUAUAAAAACUUUUACUUCCAAUAUUUACUUUUUGAAUUAACGCUCAAAAGUGAUUUAAACUUUUGACUCAAGUACAAUAUAAAAUUUACGUAAAUUAAUACCAUUAUCAUAAUUAAUUAAAUUGUGGGUAAAGAAUGCAUAAAGAAUGUGGCAUUAAGAAGAAUUUAGGUUAAAUUAUUGUGAGGUAAUUAUCACAUUUGUGUUCUUAAAUCAUUUAGAAUCUUAAUAAAAAAAGCCAGGUUCUCAUCUCCCUGAUCAUGAAUUAGCCUUUUCUAUUCUUGGUAUAUCUUUGUAACAUAUUCACUGAGCUCCUGUGCUUUGCCUUUUAUCUUUUGGAAAAAUACCGCAAGUUUUGAAGAAUUAUAAUUAGUCUUCAAAUGUCGUCCUACGCCCAUUUUCUGCCUCUUUUGGUUAUGUUCCGUUGAUCAAAUUUACAUUUUAUUUCAAAAUUCGCCACAUGUAAGGGAAUCCGGAUUCCGGAAUCCAGGAAUUUUUUGCUCGUGGAAUGCGGAAUCCAGCACUAAGAAUCCGGAAUCCUACUAAAGAUUGGAAUCCAGAAAGAUACACGAAAGAUCCACUCCAGAUUGGAUUGAGCUUCUCGCUCGAAAGAAAAACCAUCUAUGGAAAGCCUCCUCCUCAGGGUAUAUGCCUCAACGUGACGACAUACAGUGUAAUAUCGGCAUAUCUGGUGAAAAAACCAUUGUUCACGAGUUCCAUAUGAAAGGUCAAGGUACCGGUCGCCGAGGGAACUCUUGCUUAUGAGCGGCUGGCAGGAUCACAAAAUUCGGGGGUUUUCGAGGGAAUACAGCGCAGUAUAAAUUGGAUUGUUGUGAAUAGCGUCAACCUCUGGCUAUGUUUGAUUCUCUGUUUUUCACUCGCUUCGCUGAACUUAAAAAAUCAAAAGCAAUUUGACCUGGCAUAGGACCGGAAAAGGUGUACCUAGGGUGAACCUUUUCCUGAACCUUCCUGGUCCUCCUGGUUCACAAUUGGAAAUAAACGUCCACUUUCAACAUUUUACCAAAAAAGAAAAAAAGAAAUUCACAGUCUCCCAGUCCCUAAUUUGGUCCUAGUAGUUUCGGUGAGAACAGUUUCAUGGUUUCGAUAAUCUUUAUUUUAGAAAUAAGCUAGGUACUGUCAGAACUGUACCAAUCAGAGGUCAGUAAAGUAAUCACUUGCAAGGACGUGGUGGGUGUCUUUUUCAUUCAUCCCCGGCAUUCGAGUGAAAUCUCGCCACCACAUGGAUGAGACGAGUUUUAAGUUUGUUGUCUGUUGGAUUUUUCUUUUCUCCUUUAUUUUUUAUUAUUUUUUUUAAUGCGUUAUGGGAAAGCCCAUUUAAGCAAAAACAAAAGGCUGAGAGAGAAAGGUACCUGUAACACUGUGUUGUGAAAUUUUAUACCAAUUUUUAGCUGACUGAUAGAUCUAAACGUACCAAAGGCAAAGCUGCGUGAUUUUUCGUUUGUGUCUAUCUGUGGACUGUAACGUGGCGGUAAGCAAGUCAUAAACAUGAACGAAAGAUUUAUUUUUUUUCUCAAUCAUAAUUGAAUGUGAUAUGAAGUUUACGUCCAGCUGUACGUCGUCCGUGGAGAAAAUAUCAUAUAAAUGAGCUCUAUAUGGUUGUAAAACGCUUAAAAUGAGCCAACGUGUCAGAAACGUUCAAGUCUCUCUUGAUCUCUCAGUCAUCUCAGAUUCGGUCGGGGAACAGACGGAUUUUUCAUGUUUUCUUUCUACAGUUGUGCUCUUGAAUAGGCCUCGUUCACAUUGAGGUCGCUCUUGGAAAUUAGACCGAUCUGAGAUCGGUUUAGCCCGUAACUUUUUUUUGUUUGAAAUGGAUCCUAGAGACCCUAGAUCAUUUCAGAGACCCAGAUCUCUUAUUGACGAAGCCGAAGGCGAGAUCUGGUCAAAUCCGAUUAUUGCCUGUCAGGAAUGUGACAGGCGAUGAAAGAGCGCAUGUUCGAAAUAAAUCCUCAAUUUUCGACGUUUUAAACAACGAAUUUGAUAGAGCCGUGAAGUUUUUUUCUAACAAAACGUGGUUAUACGCACAUCUUAAGUAUGAACCAACUAAACUUUUGUUGUUUUGGUUCUUUUUAACAUCAAAUUCAACGCAACAUUAGUUUGAAUUUCAUUAUCAUUGCCCGCGCUAAAACCUCAAAGCAGUACGCGUCAACUUCUACGCGAGAAUUUUUUACCCUCUUCAAAAAUCUUUAUUGACACGGGGACAGAGUUUUAAAAAGUCUUAAAAGAUAAGAUAAAAAUGGUUUUCCAAGUUUUAUUGAGACGCAAAACUACUCUUUAGUGAACAGAACCAAAGACUUUGCAAAGAAUGAAUUGCACACGCCACAGCGCAUUUUUAUUUGACCAGUUACUAAUAAAACGAGAAACCAGGCAAAAUGAGCCAAAAGGACCUAAACGUUCCACAACGAUCAAAACUAAUAGACAAAAGAUCCACAACGACCCAAAACAAACCAAAAAAAGUUUCAAACUACUAGGAACGUCGGUUAAAAUUGAUUAAAUAAUAAAUAUUUCACUGCUUUUUCAUACCCGGAACGAAGGAUGAUCUGUAUGGUCUUUCAAUAUAGCAAGAUUCGAACACAAAAAGGAAGUGCGAAAAAAAGCGUUAAAACCGGUAAAAAAAUGGAAUCCAUCUCUUUUUGGAAUCCGGAAUCCACUGUGCUGGAAUCCGGAAUCCAGUACCCGUAAUCCGGAAUCCACAGCAUGGAAUCCAGAAUCCAAGACUGUCCUGGAUUCCCUUACAUGGGGCGACAAAAUAGGUUAUAAUCAUGAUAUUUUAUUAAUAUUAUUAUUUUUUAAGGUUACCUAAAAAGUGUCUUAUCUUUUUUUUUUGUUAUUAUUAUUUUUUCUACCGAUAUCUCGCUCAAUACUGUUCAAUACUAUGCCUUUCUUUUUAAAGCGUGUGAUAGCAACCCAUGUCUCAAUGGAGGAACCUGCCAUGAAGAGGAAAGUGGACAACGGUACACUUGUAAAUGUAGUAGUGGCUGGAAGGGACAAAGAUGCGAAGAAGAGUCGGUUGCAGGUGUUCAGUUUAUUUUGAAACGUUUGUCAAUGUACAUGUAUGACGUGUAUGAAACAGAUUCCUAAAACCUCCAGCAAUUAAUCUCUACAGACAUCACUCUAAAUUAGUUUUUUUUUUUUUUUCAAACUCUCAUGCGUGAGUGAUGAGUUCCUUUUAUUUUCGGAGAAGACGUUAGAUGGUCUUUUUUAAACAGCAUUACAAGUCGUAAUCAGGGUUACAUAAUCUGAUAAAUGGGUGCAAAAUUUAAUUUAGUUAAUAUGUUUUAAAGAAACCACUUGGUUCCUAAACAUCUUAAAAUAGGGUAGAUUGCAACUACAAAGAGUUAGUUGCAAGGUAUUAGUUUAAAAGACUAGAAAAGAAAUGGAAAUGAUGAUAGCAGAUUUAAUCUGCAAAUUCCAAAUAUCCUGAUGCUCUCUCAAAGUAGCGCAAAAACGAAAGGACCGUUCAAAGCGUGUACUUGAAUCUACUGAGAUUUAUUCUUGGUGGAAGUGUUGUGAUUUUCUCACACAGCAGGAAUGUUUGGAUGCAAGAUUUUCCUUUACAUGUUUCAUAACAAAAUUUGAAGAUUGACAAAGUCUUUAAGUACGUUGUAUGGAAUCUUAAUGUCAGCUUGGCAACAUUUUUGUAGGAUUUGGUAGAGAAUUGCCAAAAUGUACUUCUACUUUGGCGUCCGUGUAUUAGACGCAAUUUUAUACCCUGUCGCAGUGGGUUUUCUAAAAAUAACAAUUCAACGUAUCAGACUUAAAACACAGCUACCGUGGACAAAUGAUCAGUCGCCAAGUUUCUUAUUGAUUUGUUUUAACUGUGUUUUUGCUGAAUUCCACAAAAGACUACGUGCAUGAGUUGGGACUGUCUGAAUAAUACAUUAUAUGCAUUGCCCAUUUUUGUAGCAUGUAUCGCUGUAGGGGUAACGGACCCAAAGAAGAUACCAGAUUCUAGAAUGACGGCAAGCACAGUUUACAGUUCGGGUUAUCAACCGUACUACGGAAGAGUGAAUACAACAAGGGGAACCCGAUGGUGUCCAAAGACCACUAGUGAUAGGACAGACUAUCUUCAAGUUGAUAUAGGUGCAGAGCAUACUGUUUGUCAAGUGGCCACGCAAACGUUAAACACUGGCGAGUAUACCAAAACGUAUUACGUACGAGUUUCAGUGGAUGGAGUAACCUGGAACAAGACGUACCAGGAGAACAAAGCAGAAAAGGUAAACUAUAACUUAGUUUUACCUUCUCCUUCCCAUAAGCUUACGUAGAAAAAAAUAAACUAUUCCCGGCAUUUUUUAACCUUUCAGUGGCAAGUUAGGAGAGCAAACCAUCUGGAUUUCUCACUAGGGAGCUUCGUUAACCAACAGACCUUUUCCGUUAUGUAACAUCAUUCUGUUGUCUAAGUUUGAGGCAAAACAUGAAUAGUAAUCGAAAGAGAACCGAGAAACUUGACUACAAAUGUAUCAGAGGUGUUGUUUGUAUUUACAUUGUAAUGGUGUCAUUACCCCAGACAUUUAGUCAUUGUCCUGUGGCUACACCAUGAAUGACUUUUUUUCCACUUGCAGGUUUUCCAAGCAAGUACCGUUUUCAAAAGUGUCUUGCGACAGAAAAUCAGUCCAGUGGUGAAAGCGAGAUUUGUCAGAUUUUUUCCUAUUACAUACUAUGGUUGGCCUUGUUUAACAGUUGAAAUAUAUGUCCUCACACGUAUGUUUCUUUCGUUGUAAAUAAAAACUUUUACUUCCAAUAUUUACUUUUUGAAUUAACGCUCAAAAGUGAUUUAACCUUUUGACUCAAGUACAAUAUAAAAUUUACGUAAAUUAAUACCAUGAUCAUAAUUAAUGAAAUUGUGCGUAAAGAAUGCAUGAAGAAUGUGGUAUUAACAAGAAUUUAGGUGAAAUUGUUGUGAGGUAAUUAUCACAUUUGUGUUCUUAAAUCAUAUAGAAUCUUAAUAAAAAAGCCAGGUUCUCAUCUCCCUGAUCAUGAAUUAACCUUUUCUAAUCUUGGUAUAUCUUUGUAACACAUUCAUUGAGCUGCUGUGCUUUGCCUUUUAUCGUUUGGAAUAAUACCGCAAGUAUUAAAGAAUUAUAGUCUUCAAAUGUCGCCCUAUGCUCAUUUUCUGCCUCUUUUGGUUAUAUUCCGUUGAUUGAAUUUACAUUUUAUUUCAAAAUGUAAGUAAAAUAAGUUAUAAACAUGAUAUUUUAUUAAUAUCAUUAUUUUUUAGGGUUACCUAAUAAUUGUCUUAUUUUUUUUGUUAUUAUUUUUUGUACCGAUAUCUCGCUCAAUACUGUUCAAUACUAUGCCUUUCUUUUUAAAGCGUGUGAUAGCAACCCAUGUCUCAAUGGAGGAACCUGCCAUGAAGAGGAAAGUGAACAACGGUACACUUGUGAAUGUAGUAGUGGCUGGAAGGGUCAAAGAUGCGAAGAAGAGUCGGUUACAGGUGUUUAGUUUAUUUUGAAACGUUUGUCAAUGUACAUGUAUGACGUGUAUGAAACAGAUUCCUAAAACGUCCAGCAAUUAAUCUCCACAGACAUCACUACAAAAUAGUUUUUUUUUUUCAAACUCUCAUGCGUGAGUGAUGAGUUCCUUUUAUUUUCGGAGAAGACGUUAGAUGGUCUUUUUUAAACCGCAUUACAAGUCGUAAUCAGGGUUACAUAUCUGAUAAAUGGGCACAAAAUUUAAUUUAGUUAAAUUAUGUUUUAAAGAAACCACUUGGUUCCUAAAUAUCUUAAAAUAGGGUAGAGGGCAAUGACAAAAGGUUUGUUGCAAGGUAUUAUUUUAAAAGACUAGAAAAGAAAUGGAAAUGAUGAUAGCAGAUUUAAUCCGCAAAUCCCAAAUAUCCUGAUGCUCUCUCAAAGUAGCGCAAAAACGAAAGGAACGUUCAAAGCGUGUACUUGAAUCUACUGAGAUUUAUUAUUGGUGGAAGUGUUGUGAUUUUCUUGCACAGCAGGAAUGUUUGGAUGCAAGAUUUUCCUUUACUUGUACGUUGUAUGGAAUCUUAAUGUCAGCUUGGCAACAUUUUUGUAGGAUUUGGUAGAGAAUUGCCAAAAUGUAGUUCCACUUUGGCGUCCGUGUAUUAGACGCAAUUUUAUUCCCUGUCGCAGUGGGUUUCCUAAAAAUAACAAUUCAACGUAUCAGACUUAAAACACAGCUACCGUGGACAAAUGAUCAGUCGCCAAGUUUCUUAUUGAUGUGCUUUAAAUGUGUUUUUUGCUGAAUUCCACAAAAGACUACGUGCAUGAGUUGGGACUGUCUGAUUAAUACAUAUAUAUGCAUUGCCCAUUUUUGUAGCAUGUAUCGCUGUAGGGGUAACGGACCCAAAGAAGAUACCAGAUUCCAGAAUGACGGCAAGCACAGUUUACAGUUCGGGUUAUCAACCGUACUACGGAAGAGUGAAUACAACAAGGGGAACCCGAUGGUGUCCAAAGACCACUAGUGAUAGGACAGACUAUCUUCAAGUUGAUAUGGGUGCAGUGCAUACUGUUUGUGAAGUGGCCACGCAAACGUUAAACACUGGCGAGUAUACCAAAACGUAUUACGUACGAGUUUCAGUGGAUGGAGUAACCUGGAACAAGACGUACCAGGAGAACAAAGCAGAAAAGGUAAACUAUAACUUAGUUUUACCUUCUCCUUCCCAUAAGCUUACGUAGAAAAAAAAAAAAAUUAAUCUUUUCCGGCAUUUUUUGCCCUUUCAGAGGCAAGUUAGGAGAGCAAACCAUCUGGAUUUCUUACCAGGGAGCUUCGUUAACCAACAGACCUUUCCCGUUAUGUAACAUCAUUCGGUUGUCUAAGUUUGAGGCAAAACAUGAAUAGUAAUCGAAAGAGAACCGAGAAACUUGACUACCAUGGUAUCAGAGGUGUUGUUUGUAUUUACAUUGUAAUGGUGUCAUUACCCCAGACAUUUAGUCAUUUUCCUGUGGCUACACCAUGAAUGACUUUUUUUCCACUUGCAGGUUUUCCAAGCAAGUACCGUUUUCAAAAGUGUCUUGCGACAGAAAAUCAGUCCAGUGGUGAAAGCGAGAUUUGUCAGAUUUUUUCCUAUUACAUACUAUGGUUGGCCUUGUUUAACAGUUGAAAUAUAUGUCCUCACACGUAUGUUUCUUUCCUUGUAAAUAAAAACUUUUACUUCCAAUAUUUACUUUUUGAAUUAACGCUCAAAAGUGAUUUAACCUUUUGACUCAAGUACAAUAUAAAAUUUACGUAAAUUAAUACCAUGAUCAUAAUUAAUGAAAUUGUGCGUAAAGAAUGCAUGAAGAAUGUGGUAUUAACAAGAAUUUAGGUUAAAUUGUUGUGAGGUAAUUAUCACAUUUGUGUUCUUAAAUCAUAUAGAAUCUUAAUAAAAAAGCCAGGUUCUCAUCUCCCUGAUCAUGAAUUAGCCUUUUCUAAUCUUGGUAUAUCUUUGUAACACAUUCACUGAGCUGCUGUGCUUUGCCUUUUAUCGUUUGGAAUAAUACCGCAAGUAUUAAAGAAUUAUAGUCUUCAAAUGUCGCCCUACGCCCAUUUUCUGCCUCUUUUGGUUAUAUUCCGUUGAUCGAAUUUACAUUUUAUUUCAAAACGUAAGUAAAAUAAGAUAUAAACAUGAUAUUUUAUUAAUAUCAUUAUUUUUUAGGGUUACCUUAUAAUUGUCUUAUUUUUUUUGUUAUUAUUUUUUGUACCGAUAUCUCGCUCAAUACUGUUCAAUACUAUGCCUUUCUUUUUAAAGCGUGUGAUAGCAACCCAUGUCUCAAUGGAGGAACCUGCCAUGAAGAGGAAAGUGGAGAACGGUACACUUGUGAAUGUAGUAGUGGCUGGAAGGGACAAAGAUGCGAAGAAGAGUCGGUUGCAGGUGUUUAGUUUAUUUUGAAACGUUUGUCAAUGUACAUGUAUGACGUGUGUGAAACAGAUUCCUAAAACGUCCAGCAAUUAAUCUCCACAGACAUCACUACAAAAUAGUUUUUUUUUUUCAAACUCUCAUGCGUGAGUGAUGAGUUCCUUUUAUUUUCGGAGAAGACGUUAGAUGGUCUUUUUUAAACCGCAUUACAAGUCGUAAUCAGGGUUACAUAUCUGAUAAAUGGGCACAAAAUUUAAUUUAGUUAAAUUAUGUUUUAAAGAAACCACUUGGUUCCUAAAUAUCUUAAAAUAGGGUAGAGGGCAAUGACAAAAGGUUUGUUGCAAGGUAUUAUUUUAAAAGACUAGAAAAGAAAUGGAAAUGAUGAUAGCAGAUUUAAUCCGCAAAUCCCAAAUAUCCUGAUGCUCUCUCAAAGUAGCGCAAAAACGAAAGGAACGUUCAAAGCGUGUACUUGAAUCUACUGAGAUUUAUUAUUGGUGGAAGUGUUGUGAUUUUCUCACACAGCAGGAAUGUUUGGAUGCAAGAUUUUCCUUUACUUGUACGUUGUAUGGAAUCUAAAUGUCAGCUUGGCAACAUUUUUGUAGGAUUUGGUAGAGAAUUGCCAAAAUGUACUUCUACUUUGGCGUCCGUGUAUUAGACGCAAUUUUAUACCCUGUCGCAGUGGGUUUUUUAAAAAUAACAAUUCAACGUAUCAGACUUAAAACACAGCUACCGUGGACAAAUGAUCAGUCGCCAAGUUUCUUAUUGAUUUGUAUUAACUGUGUUUUUGCUGAAUUCCACAAAAGACUAGGUGCAUGAGUUGGGACUGUCUGAUUAAUACAUAUAUAUGCAUUGCCCAUUUUUGUAGCGUGUAUCGCUGUAGGGGUAACGGACCCAAAGAAGAUACCAGAUUCCAGAAUGACGGCAAGCACAGUUUACAGUUCGGGUUAUCAACCGUACUACGGAAGAGUGAAUACAACAAGGGGAACCCGAUGGUGUCCAAAGACCACUAGUGAUAGGACAGACUAUCUUCAAGUUGAUAUGGGUGCAGUUCAUACUGUUUGUGAAGUGGCCACGCAAACGUUAAACACUGGCGAGUAUACCAAAACGUAUUACGUACGAGUUUCAGUGGAUGGAGUAACCUGGAACAAGACGUACCGGGAGAACAAAGCAGAAAAGGUAAACUAUAACUUAGUUUUACCUUCUCCUUCCCAUAAGCUUACGUAGAAAAAAAUAAACUAUUCCCGGCCUUUUUUAACCUUGCAGAGGCAAGUUAGGAGAGCAAACCAUCUGGAUUUCUUACUAGGGAGCUUCGUUAACCAAGAGACAUUUCCCGUUAUGUAACAUCAUUCUGUUGUCUAAGUUUGAGGCAAAACAUGAAUAGUAAUCGAAAGAGAACCAAGAUUAAACUUGACUACUAUGGUAUCAGAGGUGUUGUUUGUAUUUAGAUUGUAAUGGUGUUAUUACCCUAGGCAUUUAGUCAUUGUUUGUGGUAUGCCACAAGUGUCAUCUAAUUCACAGAAAAUUGCCCAUACAAGUUAAGUUAUUGAUUUAAAAAAAUCCGACGUUAACCCAGGAAACUUCUAAUGUAUACUAUUUCAAAGUAAAGAGUAUAAAGCGCGUUACUUUAAUUUUCCUAAUUUGUCCUUUUCAUAUAAUAAUAAUAAUAUUGCAAUUGAGCGAAUAGCCACUUAUAAAGUGACUUGCGCUAGUAGUUUACAUUUUGUAGUUUGAAUGCAUAGAAAGUCGUUCCUAUGGCGUUAGAAGUGCACAGAUAAGGUCUGUAAUAAAACAUUCUUAAUGCAGAUUUCGCAUUUUCGUCCUGGUUUAUUCCAUAUCUUCUUCUCAUGCAUUAUCCUGUGUUGAGCCUUAAAGUUUCAUUUCCCGCUUCGUUUUUUUUCCGCGACCUCGAGUCAACUUGAAUUGGUAAUAAAGUUUUAUUUCACGCUUUGUUUUUUCCGCGACCUUGAGUCAACUUAAAUUGGUAAAUAAUAAACUUUUGGCAAAAGACUGAGUAGGUUUCGAAAGUCUUUUUUGUAGCUACACUAUGAAUGACUUUUUUUCACUUGCAGGUUUUCCAAGCAAGUAUCGUUUUGAACAGUGUCUUGCGACAGAAAAUCAGUCCAGUGGUGAAAGCGAGAUUUGUCAGAUUUUUUCCUAUUACAUAUCAUGGUUGGCCUUGUUUAACAGUUGAAAUAUAUGUCCUCACACGUAUGUUUCUUUCGUUGUAAAUAAAAACUUUUACUUCCAAUAUUUACUUUUUGAAUUAACGCUCAAAACUGAUUUAAACUUUUAACUCAAGAACAAUAUAAAACUUACGUAAAUUAAUACAAUGAUUUGAUUUUACAAUGAAGGAUUUAGGUUAAGUUGUUGUGAGGUAAUUAUCACAUUUGUGCUCUUAAAUCAUAAAGAAUCUUUAGGACUUUUAACAAAACAAAAAGCCAGGUUCUCAUCUCCCUGAUCAUGAAUUAGUCUUUUCUAACCUUGGUACAUCUUUGUAACACAUAGACGGAGCUGCUGUGCUUUGCCUUUUAGCGGAGCUCUGGCGCGCUUCGCGCGCGCGCAGGGGGAGCACCGUGGGCAAGAAAAUUUGGUAAACUAUCUUUCCCAGAAAAUUUGGUUAUGACGUAGCGUACGCCCACCCGUACACACAGUUCAUGUAAGCCGAUGUCAAAUGUCACAAUAGAUCUUGCACAACUUGACUAGCCUCUUAGUUAUGUAAGCCAUCCAUAUGAGGACGAUUAGAUUGACAGCUGUCAAAAUGAGACAUCCGCUGACAAUUAUCACAUGACCAUCUCGCGGGAUCAGAUGAAAGGCCAGUCGUUUUGCCCCUACAUGUAAGCUGAUAUAAUAUGUCACACUUACCAAUUCAACAUAAAAACGAAACUACGCCGGGCAAGGCUGUCAGUUGGAUGACAGUAGUUUAAAGUUAUAUUGGCAAGCCAAAUUAAGGUCAAUUAACAGCUGUCAAAAUGGGACAUGUGCAGACCACUAUCAGAAAACUAAUGACGCGGGCUCAGGUUCGCCCAGGUACACGAUCUGGCAUUUUCCACUACAUGCCGGACGGAUAUGUCUUACUCACACUCGUAGUCUGUUAAUUCGAAUAUUCGCCAUUCUAAUGAAGUUUAAUUGACAGCUGUCAAACUAGAGUAUACGCUGACCAUCAUCACCUGAGUGUAUUGCGGGCUCAUUUUUCUAUCCAUUAAGGUCACGUACUGUUUAAAGUUUUGCGCUGAUAUUUUAUUUGAUCACGGGCUCAAUUCGAAGCCCCAUAGCUUAGAAAAUCUAUCCAUCUUAGAGAAUUCGGCAAUCACGUGACCGUACAAUGACCACCCGACUUUCCGUCCGUGCGCAUCACAUGCAUACCAAUGUUUAAUCUCACACUUUCUAGCUAGUUUGGGAGCCUGCAACCUAAUAUUGUACAUCCAUGUUUUGAUUAAUUGACAGCUGUCAGAAUAGUGUUUCUGCUGACCAGUAUCGCCUGACCGUAUCGCAGGCUCAGGUAUCGACCCACUGAGUUCGAGUGUUUUUUUUUUGAAGGUAUCCGCUGACAAGUUGAUACUUUUCAAAAAGAUCGCAGGCUCAAGUUCAAUUUUUUUAAAAUGCAUAUGAAAUAAGUCGUGUUCAUGAGCAGCACUUUUAAAAUGUUGAUUUCGAAGUGACUUCGGACGCGAAAACUCAACCGGCUUUUACAUUACAUGCAGGGAAGGCAAUCGCUUUUGACUUUUCUCACUGUCACGCGUUGAUCACGCUCUACGUCCAAUUCUUAUGUUCUGAUUGGUCAAAAUUUGACAGGUGAGUUCACGCGGAAAAUUUAUGCAGCGUCUGGAAACUUGCUUACUGAUAGCUGGAGCUGACAGAGUUUUGUCCGGGAGUUUUGUCUCAUCUUGCGAUGUUUUAAACUGUCUUUUUCUACUUGGUGUACAAAAUGAAAUACAGCUGCUAUCAAGAUUGUUCUGUAAUUCAUCGCUGGUUUGUUUAUUGCGCUUUUUGUUCACAAAUGCACCGCUUGUCAAAGUCAUUGGAAAUCCGAUUUCGGAUGGCAUCGUUUUCAAAAAUGAGCUUACUCACUUGCCCUUGCUUGAGGCGUAAGAGGGUUGAAAAGUCUCAAGCGAUUCUGGAACACUUGAUGACCUUCAGAAUCAGCAUCUCGACUGGUAAGCCUGAGCAAUUAUUGUCUUUGAAGUGUUUUUUUUUUUCGGUUUCCUGAAGUCGAGCGUAUGUUUUAUGCGGCUUGAGUUUAUACACGAGCAAUGAUCUAACCUACAAUAGUAUCAGGUUUAAAAAGGCUUUAGACAUUUUUUGACCGCAAAUUCAAAGAAAAGAUUCCGGAGAUUAUUUAGUUAUGAUUUUGGCCGUAAACAGAAAGCUCUGAGCGAUUUUCUUGCCUGGAGUUCAUCUUGAAAAAGAGCAAACACCGGGAGCCGGUUUAAAAAAUAAAUAAGCUUAUGCGUACCUGACUCAUGAUUUUCAGAGACACUUUACUCUCAAUACUUCUCUUCGUGAAUGAAAAUUAUUGUCUCUGUACAUGUUUCACCGAAUUAUGUUUAUGUUAUUGAUUGUUAGUAGUCUCUCUCGCAAUUUUUAUCGCUGCACCGGUUGUUUCCAGUCGAACAUAAACAUCGCAUGCAGGAAUACUCAAAACGCCGCCCGUAAAUAUCACUCGCUUUUAAAGAUUACAAAUAACAAAACCAUGCACAGUUUACUAAAUAAAGGGAAAUAAAACCUAAACAUAACAAUUUCUCUAUCACGUUGAAGCGUAAAUGGUAACUGUAUUAGUCGCACUGCAAAUUUGGUGCCUGUCAAAGUGAGAAACCCGUCCGGCUGGCCGAAAAGUGAUUUGGGGAAUUUUUUUAUCGUUUUCAUUUAAAGCCCGUAAUUAUUACCCUGCAUAUCACAUAGGACCAGAUUUUUCUAACUGAAAAGUCCCGGCAUUAUCUGAGAAUAGGCCAUUUGCACUAAGAGGCAUAUGACAUCGUUUUUAUGAAAAUGAAAGUUAUAUGAUUUUGCCUUCGAAAAACGAUUAGUGGGUCAUAUCUUAAACAAAAUAAUGAUGAUUUGGUUUUUCAAACCCGAACCAUUUUCUUAAAAUGAAUAAGUUCGUAAAUGGUCACGUGACCAACAUGUGAUUUUUAAAAUUAUGAAUUACCUCUUUCUGAACACAAAUUUUGCACUUAAACUUCAAGGAAAAUGUUAAAAAGAUGAUGUGAUAGCGUCUACAGCACAUCUGAGCGUAAAUAUGAAACGUUGAACAAGAUAUGAGCAAGAAGUUUUUUGUCCGCCAUGUUGGAGGGCAUAAGCAUGCCCUCCAACAUGGCGGCCAAUACAAAUCAUACUGCUUUGCUGAAAAAUCAAAGUGCCAUAAAACAUCUCCCUUAAAUGCGUUUCCUCUCAAAUUUCGGGUUUAAGAUAAUUUUUGUGUGCUCUAACAAUUUUUUGGCAUCAGCAAGAUUCCAACUCAUUGUUUAAAGGAAGCAUUGGUCACGUGACCUCUUAGUGCAAGUGGCCUAUUCUCUUCAUGACAACGUUUUAUAAUUCAAUGCUAUAAUUUGUUGUGCAAAGGAAGCGCGUGCUUUGAUCGUCGUGGAUAUUGAAUGAGUGCAAAUUCUCUUGCAAAAUUGUGAAAAACUGCCGAAUUAUGGGUUUAAAUAGGGCAAAAAAGAAAAAAUUAUGUCCGAGGUCUGUAUGAUAAAAAAGGGCCUCGGAGUACUGUUUACCUGAGACGUGAUGAGAAAAAGUAUGUUUAUAAGGCUGGUUUACACGCCACCAGAUUCGUCGCCAAGAUUUACUAGUAAACUAAACUUGUCGAACACAAAAAAUGCGGCCUAAUUUUUUAUUUUGGCCUCUCUUUUAGACAGAGGAAUGCAACGUGUAAAUUGGCUGCCACCAAGGACUAUCGUGGCGCGUGUGUUUCUUAAAAUUAUAUUUCGGGGUUGUCCAAUUAUCCAUAGCCUCUCUAACGGAGCAAUGUUGGAGAGACUGGUGAAUGCGAGAUUAUGAUGCAACAGCUAAUGCAAAUACAAUACAUAAAUAGGUCUAUUUGUUUUCCAGGCCUAAUCUACUGUGAUCGAACAUGAUUGCUAUCUUGGGUGUACAAAUAAGACUAUUUAAUAACUCGAUGUAAAAUUUGUUUCACUCUUGGACUGUCAAAUUAUUUUUCUCUAAAAUCACUUAGCCUUUGCGUCAAAAGUCAAAUGAAUGUGCCCUGAUCUGUGGAUUGCAAGUUUAUUGUUUGAUUUAAAUUAUGAAUUUAUAAACGAGAGCUUCGCUUUUAGCCCUGGCUAAAUCUAUAUACUAUCGGUUGGAAAAAUACCACAAGCAUUGUCAAGAAUUAUAUUUAGUUUUCAAAUGCCGCCCUACGCCCAUUUUCUGCCUCUUUUGGUUAUAUUCCGUUGAUCGCUUUUACAUUUUAUUUUAAAACGUAAGCAAAAUAAGUUAUAAACAUGAUAUUUCAUUAAUAUUAUUAUUUUUUUAGGGUUACCUAAUAAUUGUCCUAUUUUUUUUGUUAUUAAUUUUUUUUUUCACCGAUAUCUCGCUCAAUACUGUUCAAUACUAUGACUUUCUUUUUAAAGCGUGUGAUAGCAACCCAUGUCUCAAUGGAGGAACCUGCCUUGAAGAGGAAAGUGGACAAGGGUACACUUGUGAAUGUAGUAGUGGCUGGAAGGGACAAAGAUGCGAAGAAGAGUCGGUUGCAGGUGUUCACUUUAUUUUGAAACGUUUGUGAAUGUACAUGUAUGACUUGUAAGAAACAGAUUUCUAAAACCUCCAGCAAUUAAUCUCUACAGACAUCACUCUAAAUUAGUUUUUUUUUUUCAAACUAUCAUGCGUGAGUGAUGAGUUCCUUUUAUUUUCGGAGGAGACGUUAGAUGUUUUUUUUUUAACCGCCUAACAAGUCCUAACCAGGGCUACGUAAUCUGAUAAAUGGGCACAAAAUUUAAUUUAGUUAAUAUGUUUUAAAGAAACCACUUGGUUCCUAAAUAUCUUAAAAUAGGGUAGAGGGCAAUUACAAAGAGUUAGUUGCAAGGUCUUCUUUUAAUAGACUAGAAAAGAAAUGGAAAUGAUGAUAGCAGAUAAAUAUGCAAAUUACAAAUAUCCUGAUGCUCUGUCAAAGCAGCGCAAAAACGAAAGGAACGUUCAAAGCGUGUACUUGAAUCUACUGAGAUUUGUUCUUGGUGGAAGUGUUGUGAUUUUCACACACAGCAGGAAUGUUUGAAUGCAAGAUUUUCCUCUAGAUGUUUCAUAACAAAAUUUGAAGAUUGAUAAUGUUUUUAAGUACGUUGUAUGGAAUCUUAAUGUCAGCUUGGCAACAUUUUUGUAGGAUUUGGUAGAGAAUUGCCAAAAUGUAGUUCCACUUUGGCGUCCGUGUAUUAGACGCAAUUUUAUACCCUGUCGCAGUGGGUUUCCUAAAAAUAACAAUUCAACGUAUCAGACUUAAAACACAGCUACCGUGGACAAAUGAUCAGUCGCCAAGUUUCUUAUUGAUGUGCUUUAAAUGUGUUUUUGCUGAAUUCCACAAAAGACUACGUGCAUGAGUUGGGACUGUCUGAUUAAUACAUAUAUAUGCAUUGCCCAUUUUUGUAGCAUGUAUCGCUGUAGGGGUAACGGACCCAAAGAAGAUACCAGAUUCCAGAAUGACGGCAAGCACAGUUUACAGUUCGGGUUAUCAACCGUACUACGGAAGAGUGAAUACAACAAGGGGAACCCGAUGGUGUCCAAAGACCACUAGUGAUAGGACAGACUAUCUUCAAGUUGAUAUGGGUGCAGUUCAUACUGUUUGUGAAGUGGCCACGCAAACGUUAAACACUGGCGAGUAUACCAAAACGUAUUACGUACGAGUUUCAGUGGAUGGAGUAACCUGGAACAAGACGUACCAGGAGAACAAAGCAGAAAAGGUAAACUAUAACUUAGUUUUACCUUCUCCUUCCCAUAAGCUUACGUAGAAAAAAAUAAACUAUUCCCAGCCUUUUUUAACCUUUCAGAGGCAAGUUAGGAGAGCAAACCAUCCGGAUUUCUUACUAGGGAGCUUCGUUAACCAAGAGACCUUUCCCGUUAUGUAACAUCAUUCUGUUGUCUAAGUUUGAGGCAAAACAUGAAUAGUAAUCGAAAGAGAACCAAGAAACUUGACUACUAUGGUAUCAGAGGUGUUGUUUGUAUAUAGAUUGUAAUGGUGUUAUUACCCUAGACAUUUAGUCAUUGUCCUGUGGUAUGCUACAAUUUUCAUCUAAUUCACAGAAAAUUGCCCAUACAAGUUAAGUUAUUUAUUUAAAAAAAUCCGACGUUAACCCAGGAAACUUCUAAUGUAUACUAUUUCAAACUAAUGAGUAUAAAGCGCAUUACGUUAAUUUUCCUAAUUUGUCCUUUUCAUAUAAUAAUAAUAUUGCAAUUGAGCGAACAGCCACUUAUAAAGUGACUUGCCCUAGUAGUUUACAUUUUGUAGUUUGAAUGCAUAGAAAGUCGUUUCUAUGGCGUUAGAAGUACGCAGAUAAGGUCUGUAAUAAAACAUUCUUAAUGCAGAUUUCGCAUUUUCGUCCUGGUUUAUUCCAUAUCUUCUUCUCAUGCAUUAUCCUGUUUUGAGCCUUAAAGUUUUAUUUCGCGCUUCGUUUUUUUUCUGCGUCCUUGAGUCAACUUAAAUUAAUAAAUAAUAAACUUUUGGGAAAAGACUAAGUAGGUUUCGCCAGUCUUUUUGUGGCUACACUAUGAAUGACUUUUUUUUUUCACUUGCAGGUUUUCCAAGCAAGUAUAGUUUUGAACAGUGUCUUGCGACAGAAAAUCAGUCCAGUGGUGAAAGCGAGAUUUGUCAGAUUUUUUCCUAUUACAUAUCAUGGUUGGCCUUGUUUAACAGUUGAAAUAUAUGUCCUCACACGUAUGUUUCUUUCGUUGUAAAUAAAAACUUUUACUUCCAAUAUUUACUUUUUGAAUUAACGCUGAAAAGUGGUUUAAACUUUUGACUCAAGUACAAUAUAAAACUUACUUAAAUUAAUACAAUGAUCAUAAUUAAUUAAAUUGUGCGUAAAGAAUGCAUGAAGAAUGUGGCAUCAAGAAUAAUUUAAGUUAAGUUGUUGUGAGGUAAUUAUCACAUUUGUGCUCUUAAAUCAUAUAGAAUCUUUAGGACUUCUAACAAAACAAAAAGCCAGGUUCUCAUCUCCCUGAUCAUGAAUUAGUCUUUUCUAACCUUGGUACAUCUUUGUAACACAUUAACUGAGCUUCUGUGCUUUGCCUUUUAUCGGUUGGAAAAAUACCACAAGCAUUGUCAAGAAUUAUAUUUAGUUUUCAAAUGCCGCCCUACGCCCAUUUUCUGCCUCUUUUGGUUAUAUUCCGUUGAUCGCUUUUACAUUUUAUUUCAAAACGUAAGUAAAAUAAGUUAUUAAAACAUGAUAUUUUAUUAAUAUUAUUAUUUUUUUAGGGUUACCUAAUAAUUGUCUUAUUUUUUUUGUUAUAAUUUUUUUUUUCACCGAUAUCUGGCUCAAUACUGUUCAAUACUAUGCCUUUCUUUUUAAAGCGUGUGAUAGCAACCCAUGUCUCAAUGGAGGAACCUGCCAUGAAGAGGAAAGUGGACAAGGGUACACUUGUGAAUGUAGUAGUGGCUGGAAGGGACAAAGAUGCGAAGAAGAGUCGGCUGCAGGUGUUCACUUUAUUUUGAAACGUUUGUGAAUGUACAUGUAUGACGUGUAAGAAACAGAUUUCUAAAACCUCCAGCAAUUAAUCUCUACAGACAUCACUCUAAAUUAGUUUUUUUUCAAACUAUCAUGCGUGAGUGAUAAGUUUAUUUUAUUUUCGGAGAAGACGUUAGAUGUUUUUUUUUAAAACCGCCUUACAAGUCCUAAUCAGGGUUAGGUAAUCUGAUAAAUGGGCGUAAAAUUUAAUUUAGUUAAUAUGUUUUAAAGAAACCACUUGGUCCCUAAAUAUCUUAAAAUAGGGUAGAGGGCAAUUACAAAGAGUUAGUUGCAAGUUCUUCUAUCAAAAGACUAGAAAAGAAAUGGAAAUGAUGAUAGCAGAUUUAAUAUGCAAAUUCCAAAUAUCCUGAUGCUCUCUCAAAGUAGCGCAAAAAAGAAAGGAACGUUCAAAGCGUGUACUUGAAUCUACUGAGAUUUAUUCUUGGUGGAAGUGUUGUGAUUUUCUGACACAGCCGGAAUGUUUGGAUGCAAGGUUUUUUCUUUAGAUGUUUCAUAACAAAAUUUGAAGAUUGACAAAGUCUUUAAGUACGUUGUAUGGAAUCUUAAUGUCAGCUUGGCAACAUUUUUGUAGAAUUUGGUACAGAAUUGCCAAAAUGUACUUCUACUUUGGCGUCCGUGUAUUAGACGAAAUUUUCUACCCUGUGGCAGUGGGUUUCCUAAAAAAACCAAUUCAACGUAUCAGACUUAGAACACAGCUACGUACCGUGGACAAAUGAUCAGUCGCCAAGUUUCUUAUUGAUUUUUUUUUAACUGUGUUUUUGCUGGAUUCCACAAAAGACUACGUGCAUGAGUUGGGACUGCCUGACUAAUACAUAUAUAUGCAUUGCCCAUUUUUGUAGCAUGUAUCGCUGUAGGGGUAACGGACCCAAAGAAGAUACCAGAUUCCAGAAUGACGGCAAGCACUGUUUACAGUUCGGGUUAUCAACCGUACUACGGAAGAGUGAAUACAACAAGGGGAACCCGAUGGUGUCCAAAGACCACUAGUGAUAGGACAGACUAUCUUCAAGUUGACAUGGGUGCAGUGCAUACUGUUUGUGAAGUGGCCACGCAAACGUUAAACACUGGCGAGUAUACCAAAACGUAUUACGUACGAGUUUCAGUGGAUGGAGUAACCUGGAACAAGACGUACCAGGAGAACAAAGCAGAAAAGGUAAACUAUCACAGAAUGAAAAAUCAAAUUUACGUGAGCGUAAUGACAGCGUAAAGUCAGCGUAUAGUUGAAUUUUACACAACUUUACGCUUCCUUUACUCUACGUAAAGUUCAGCUUUACAGCACCUUUACGCGUACAUAUAAAGCUGGCGUAAUGAAACAAAAACUUUACGCAACACCUUUACGUUUUGCGUAAAGCUUGUGUAAACCCUACUUUAAGCUUGUGUAAAGCGAAAAUACAAGCUCCUUUACGCCAAAUAUAUAUAUACACAUAAACACACUGGAAACUUUAAAAAUACCGGUAAAUAUAAUGGUAAUCGGUAAAUUUUUCUUACCAAACUUUUAACAAUCAAAAUUUUAUUUUUGUCCAUGUCACACAAACAUUGGAUUUUUGUUGUGUACUUAAUACCGGUUAUUUUCUUUGGUUCCCCAUCAUCUCUCCAUAGUAUUUACAAUCUGGAGCCAUGGAGGAUUACUCAUAUAUACAUUACAAAUAAUUGUAUGAGUAAUCCUCAAUUCAAGUUUCGACACAAAAUAAAAUACCCUAAUAUGUAACAACACUUCAACACACAGUUAAAGGAUUAGGCCAGAAAUUUUGUUUUUAUUCUUCAAAACUGACAACAAAAACGAAAAGUUAUAAAGCGUUGAGAACCCAAUAGACCUAUAGAAAAAUAAGAACCCAACUUCAAACUGACAUUAGUCAUCCCUACUAUUAAGUUAUAACUUGCUUUAAUGGAGUUAUAUUGUUUAACCAGUAGAUGAACUUUGAAUAAGUAGUAGUUUAAAAAAUAGGGCCCCUUUCCGUUUCCAAUUUCAAAUCCUAUGAAAAUCGCCAGGUAUGCUACAUUGUUGUAACUGCAAAAACUGCAAAUACGAAUCGCAUUCUUUAAGUUUAGUCCCGCAAAGAGUGAUAUUACAAGGUUUUAAAAAACAAAACACACUGAUUCUCUAAAACUGAAUUUUCUAAAUAUAGCAUGAUUUAUUUCUGUGUUAGCAUCUUUGUCAUUACAUUAAAAAUUAAAAAAAACGAAAAUUUUUCCAACACGUAAGGUUUAAAUAAGAAGAUACAGUGUACAUAAACUUUUCAAAUGGGUCAAAACAGUCUUCUCAAAAUAUCCAAAAAAAAUCAUCUUAACUUAGUAUUAUACCAAAUUAAGAUGAUUUAUAGUUUAAAAUAAUUAUUAGCAUUUACAUGUAAGGUACAGGGUGUACAAGAAAACUGAUGAAGUUAAAUUUUGAUAAAAAACAGCAACUCUAACACGCAAAUUAAUGUAAAGGUGGGUCAAAAUGGUCUCUUCCAAAAUGAAAAUAUUUAGUAUAAUUUGGCAUAAUUCAAAUUAAAAGCUUAAACAAUUUUAGAUAAGAAAUAAAAAGACUGAAAGCCUAAUACAUGUAUAACAUUGAUGGUUUCUUGAUUUAGCCCUUUCACUUUUACAGUCAAACUUAACAACAAAAUCCAAAUAACAAAUCAUUUUCAUAAACUGAUGAUGUAAAAGUUAGAUGCACAAGGCUGUCACUAAGAUUGCAAGUUGCAGGGUUUAAGUGAAAUUAGUGAGCGGGACAUUGAAAAUGUGGAAAGUUUCGUUUCCUCUCAAAACAUCCAAGUAUUGGGCUCAAAGUAGCCGAUUUAAAGUCUGGUUUAUGGCCCUUAGUGACAGCCCUGGAACCACUUUACAAGACUAAGGCUUGUAAUUAACAUGUAUUAAUCCUGUUUGCUUUGAGAGGACUUUCUGUCACCAACAUCCCAUACCAGGCUGAUCUGCUGAAUAAAUAGAAAGCAAGUAUUAUUUGAGUAAACUACACAGAUUAUUUGUAGGCUAGUGAUAAUACACUUAAUCGCGCACUAAAGGCACAAGUACAUGUACAGUAAGGGGGUGUUUACAUGAGAAAACUCACACCGGCGCGAGUCUCAUACCAGGAUGACUUUUUGAUUUUGUAUCGGGUUUACAUUAUGACUGAGUCAUUUCAUAUCUCGUUAUUUGAAGGUACACUUUAUGUUGAUAAAAUACAAGUGGGAUACAAAAUAGCAAACAUUACGCGUGCGCUACCCAUUCCAGUCUACCGGCAGACCGAUUUCAUGCCGAAACGGGUGGUCGUUUCGCAUUUACAUGAUACUGCCAUGAGAUUUUGUACCAGAGUGAAAUUCUCGCCCGCACAAGAACCGGGUGAACUCACGCUGGGGUGACUCGCGCCUGCAUGACAUUUUGUGGUGGUAUCAUGUAAACAAAUAUAGAGCUAUGAGAGGGAACCGGAGUGAACUCGCUCCGGGGCAAAAAGUUGCCCCGGUAUCAUGUAAACACCCCCCCUAAGUUGCCAGAGGACACCGCCUGCUAUUACUAAUUAAUAAUAUUUUUUCCCACACUCAUGGCCAAAUUACUACAAUCAGCACAAUUUUACUUGACACAGGGUUCCCCACAUGCCUCUUUUCACAAACCAAGACUAAAAAUUUGAAAAGAAUGAUAAGGCAUUUUCCACAAGUGGUCUAAUAACAGUGCAAAACCUGAGUAGCAAAUGAUUUCAAUGUCCACAAAUUCACACAACUGAAUAAGAUUCAUCUGACUGUUAAAGAUUCAAAAUGUUUGACUAGUAUGAGUUAAAGGCUUUCCUUAAAGGCAAUAAUAUUUACAUUCAGAACCCUACUUGCAGUUGAGUGAAAAUCAGGGUAAAAUGCUACAUGGAAACCCUAUAAUAAUAAUAAUAAUAAUAAUAAUAAUAAUAAUAAUAGUAAUGAACUUUAUUAAAGUCUCAUGUCUUAUAACACAGGCACAGUGCCUUACUAGUUGGGGAGACUGAAGCAUAUAUAUAUGUUAAAUUUAUCAACAAUGGUUUAUUAUAUUAUUAGAGUUCAAUGUUUUACAAUGUAUAUCUUUUUUUAUUUUAAUGUAUGCAUUUUUAUAAAAGUAUCAUCCAUUAAUAUCGUUGUAAAGUGCUAUGAAAAACCACUGGAUGUACAUUAUUAUUAUUAUUAGAGAGUAAGCAGUGUGCAAAGAAAGUAGUGUCCGAUACUCCGGGGCUAGUGGAUUUUGCUAUCGAGCUAGUGAAUUUUGAACUUAACUUGCCCGAUGGGCAAGUGAAGUUUUUUUGAGGAAUUCAAAUUAACGAAGAACUGUGAAAUCGAUUCUGCUCAUCAAAACGGUUUGGGGGCUAGUUGAAAUGACAUUUGGGCUACUAUAUGCUAGCUUCAGCUUGCCCGAAUGGCAAGCUUUAAAAAUCACCUUCUUUGCACCCUGGUAAGAGAGAAAUUUUCCUAUCCACUUGUCCUUCACACAAGCAAUACAUUAAACUUGGUUGUCCGAAACCUAGAGUUCUUGUCCAAAAAGUUUAGCUUGCAACGGGCAUUUAAUGUUUUUAAUCACAUUAUUUAAUCACAUUAUUACCCUUGUAUAUUAUUUUUGAAUUAAACCUACAACAGAGCUUGUAAAAAGCAAAUGGAUGAAACGACUGGCAGUGGAAUGGCAAAGUUAAAUGGAAUAUUGUUUCUUAUCUUUAUUUUUCUAAUUAACAAUGUGCUUGUCCCACGGACAAGUCAUAUCAAAGGUUUACAUGUUCGAACUAAAUUUCUACCUGUCCCGGACUAAAGUUCCAAAUCAAUAAACAUCCCUAGCCUUCUCAUGAGCUCCACCAAAGACUUUCAAGGAAAAUAUAGAAACAUAUAAGCACCUUAUUCCCAAAAGUUUCAAAUUUUCCUGAAACUUUACCUAAUAUAUUUUUUUUUUUUUAAUACGAAACGUUCAAGGUUCCUAGUUAAUGUAACAGGAGUGAAGCCACUUUGCUAUUUAAAGCCCUUAUCCUCAAUCUUCAAAACAAUGCCUCCUAAUAAUAAUGUACAGUGUACCCUGUAAAUAAAGCAGCCUAUUUUCUUUCCUUGCCACCAGGGACAUUUCACAAGAGAGACAGUUGUAUUUGCAGAUUAAUAAUGGUGUAUGUAGACAAGAGAAUCCAAAACAGCUAUGACUGCUAUGACUCUCUUAACAGUCCUAUCUUUCACAACUUGUUUCUUUAAAUUUUAUUUUCCUUUAAACCUAGAUUUACUGACAAUACAACUAUGGUGCAGAUAGAACAAUUUCUGGUUUCUAACAUGACUGUGUGCUUUGCUUCCCAAAAAAGUAAGGCAUUCAAUUUCCUGACAGUAUGUGCUGCACUAUAUUCUCUCAAGAACCACAAUAUAAUUUCAUAGGAGCAGUGCACAAUGAAGAUUAAAAUUAAUGGUAAUAUAUGAAAUGAAUCAUACUUUGAACUGCAGAUGAAGGUAUGAAACUGUGAAGAUGUUAACAACUAUGUUGGCACUUACAUGAAAAUACAUUCUAAUUCAAUCAUGGUCUGCAUUAGCUAUGCAUUGAAAGACUCAUGAAAAUGUCUAUUCAUUCUCUGUUCAUUUAAGUUAAAACCCACGUAAUUUAAAAUCAAAAAUAAACUUUUGUAUCUGCUUCAAAAAAUACAUGCAUGCUGUUAAAUUAUUCACCACUUAUGACGCUAUGACUGCCCGGGGAAUUGGGAAGCUUGGGUUUGUUAUUGACUGACACAUGAAAAUAUAGAACCAGACUACGUAGAUUAUCUUUGCCUACUUGCAAAUUCAACACUUGUUAACACUUUUCUAUUCUGUUUAUUAGUUCUUCUAUAGUCUGUGAAAAUUUUCAUAAGAAUGUUUGUAUCACAUUACAUGUAAGCUUACUUUAUACAGAUGUCCUUUCUUAAUUCCAUUAUUUUCUUUUAGUAAUUCCCAGUACCAGUGACCAAACUCCUAUUUUCCAGUACAAAACAAGGAAAUUCUACUCCUUCAGACCCCAAAGUCCUUACAUGAUUUUACAUUAUCAUCUUCAACGUCAUGGUCUCGUUGCUUGCUUAGUAUUGAAAGGUUAUGCCAAAUAAAUACACAUGUUUAGUUAUAAUUUACUUUAAACGGUUAAUGCUGGUUUCAUUGCUCACUGAAAUGUUAGUUACUGAGUACUUGAGACAGUCAUUCGAACUCGUCAUAAACAAGUUGGAAUUAAGCUUAAAAAGUUAGAGAAAAGGCGAGCCAGGACAACUUACCUUGCCUUACUAUCUGCUCUUUUCAGCGAGAUCUUGAGUAUCGAAGAGCCUUAGUAAUACGUGUAAUACAGUCUUGGUCUGUGUUGUGAACAUUCCAGUGUUAAUGCUUGUGCUUCACACGAUGUUUCUGUCUCCAUUUCUGACUGCGUAUCUCGUCCCGAAAGGGUUGCUGCACACUUGAGAAGUGAUCGAUUACUAAAGGCUGAUAGUGCCAUUAUAAAUUGUAACAACCUUAAGAUGUCCUGUGAUGCUAUCAAGAAGCAUAAUAUAUGAACGAUCUCCAACCUUUCAAAGAAGCAAGUUUGAAACCGUUGGACACUUUCAAAAUGGACGCCAAAUCAACGAACCUGAUUGAGCAUGUGAAAAGGAACAAGCCCGCUGACCAGGUGUCCCUUCACUCUAUUGUUUCCAGGCCCCUUUCUUUUAACAAAUUGUCCGUUCCCAAACGAUGAAGCCAGUACUCCGUUGAAUGUAAAAUGGUCACAGUAAUUUUCUGAAUGCGUUCUUUCUUUAAGUAAGACUCGCCGUUUUUGCGAGGCGAUAUUUUUUCUUUAUUUUCCAAUUAUUUCAAUUUGAUCAAACUACAGUUGAAACUCUCUACAACGGCCACCUUAGGGACAUCAUAUCGAAGAAAGUGGCCAUAGUAGAGAGGUUGAAAGAAGAGUAAAUGUAUGUCAUGUAUGGACCGUCCGCCGAAAAAAAAAAAAACAAAAAAAAAAAAUGGCCCGUGUAGAGAGGUGACCGUUAAGGAAGAAACACCUUAUACUGACUGAAAUCAAUGAGGGAAUACUACUGAGUAUUGAAGGCUAUUGUGUUUGCCGCGACAGAUAUGCCGUUUUUCGAAAAUUGCCGCACAGUCGCAAGCUAUAUCUUUGCAUGAACUCUGCCAGCAGAAUUUUCUUUUCAGCGUCAUUUUUAAGCGUGUACGAAGUCGUUCGCACCACCAAAAAAAAUUUGCGUGGUUGGCUUGUUUACAUCGCACACCAACAUCGAACACCAAAUGAGUGAUCAAAAAAACUAUGCGAACUAGUAUCAGGACACAAACGACUUACUAAAAACAGUGCCGGGAAUAAAUUGCUGUUAGGAAUUAAGCUAGCAUUAUAUGACAAGCUUACUAAACCUUUACUUGUAGCGUAAAUGAGCGUAAAGCUGUUACAACAACUUUAUGCUAGCUUUACGAAACCUUUAAGAGCCGAGCGCGUAAAUUUACCUUUACAAACCUUUACGCGCCGUGGAAAGUUUGCGUAAAGUUGGAUGACCAACUUUACGCAGGUUUACGCAAACUUUAAUUUUGCGUAAAUCUCCAUUUUCAUGCUGUGUAUAACUUAGUUUUACCUUCUCCUUCCCAUAAGGUUACGUAGAAAAAAAAUAAACCAUUCCCGGCCUUUUUGCCCUUUCAGAGGCAAGUUAGGAGAGCAAACGAUCUGGAUUUCUUACUAGGGAGCUUCGUCAACCAAGAGACCUUUCCCGUUAUGUAACAUCAUUCUGUUGUCUAAGUUUGAGGCAAAACGUGAAUAGUAAUCGAAAGAGAACCGAGAAACUUGACUACUAUGGUAUCAGAGGUGUUGUUUUUGUUUACAUUGUAAUGCUCUUAUUACCCCAGACAUUUAUUCAUUGUCCUGUGGUAUGCCAUAAGUGUCAUCUAAUUCACAGAAAAUUGUACAUACAAGUUAAGUUAUUUAUAAAAAAAAUCAGACGUUUAUCCAGGAAACUUCUAAUGUAUACUAUUUCAAACUAAUGAGUAUAAAGCACGUUACGUUAAUUUACCUAAUUUGUCCUUUUUGUAUAAUAAUAAUAUUGCAAUUGAGCGCACAGCAACUUAUAAAGUGACUUGCGCUAGUAGUUUACAUUUUGUAGUUUGAAUGCAUAGAAAGUCGUUUCUAUGGCGUUAGAAUUUCACAGAUAAGGUCUGUAAUAAAACAUUCUUAAUGCAGAUUUUUCAUUUUCGUCCUGGUUUAUUCCGUAUCUUCUUCUCAUGCAUUUUCCUGUGUUGAGCCUUAAAGUUCUAUUUCGCGCUUUGUUUUUUCCGCGACCUUGAGUCAAAUUAAAUUGGUAAAUAAUAAACUUUUGGCAAACGACUAAGUAGGUUUCACCAGUCUUUUAGUGGCUACACUGUGAAUGACUUUUUUUUUUUCACUUGCAGGUUUUUCAAGCAAGUACUGUUUUGAAAAGUGUCUUGCGACAGAGAAUCAGUCCAGUGAUGAAAGCGAGAUUUGUCAGAUUUUUUCCUAUUACAUAUCAUGGUUGGCCUUGUUUAACAGUUGAAAUAUAUGUCCUCACAC